AUGGCCCGCGCGGGAGCCGCCUCCUCCCCCGCGCCGCCGCCCCCGCUGCCCGCCUCGCCCCUGGCUCGGGAGGCGGCGGCGGCGGCGGAGGAGGACGAGGAGGAGGAGGAGGAGGAGGACGACCCCCCGUCCCGGACCCUGCUGCCCCGCUCCUCCCCGGUGCCCAGGCCCCAGCACCCCGCCGCCGCCGCCGCCGCCGGCGGGGGAAGCAGCUCCUCCUCGGGCGACGAGGACGAGGAGCAGCCGCGGCAGCCAGGGCAGCAGCCCGAGCAGCGCCAGCCCCCUCGCUUGCCAGGGCCGCUCUGCCCGCAGCCCCCGGGCCCGGCUGGCCCGCUCUCCCCGCACGGCCAAGGGCAGCAGCCCCCGCAGCCCGUCCCCGCCGCCGCCGCCGCUGCCACGGAGGAGCCCUCCCAGCAUGCUGCAGGCCGGCACGUGCUGUUCGCUGAUGCCCUGGGCCUGCCCUUGGCCCGCUGGCGGCGCUACCAGCCCUGGCCCCCGCCGUCUCCUGAAUCCCCCCCUGAGGUGGUGCCCCCCUUGGCCUCUGCUCAGCCACCCUCCCCUCCUACCCCCUACUUUCUGCCAUCUUUUGUGUUGCAGCCGGCGGGGCAAGGUGAGGAGGAGAAGCUUGGGCGCCUGCGCCAGGCCAAGGUGGAGCUGGAAGAGUUGCUGCCCCCAGAGCCAGGGGAGCCCCGGGUGUUGCGUGGCACCGUGCGGGUGCUCAACGUUUCUUACCACAAGGCUGUGCACGUGCGGGCCAGCCGAGACCGCUGGCAGAGUCACCGGGACUACCCUGCCCUCUAUAUUCCAGGGGGUUCGCCAGACGGGGGCCUGACGGACCGCUUUGCUUUCCGCCUGGAAUUUGGCGAUGAGGAUGAGGAAGAGGAAGAGGAUGGAGGGCCCCGGCUUGACUUUGUGGUGCGGUACCAGACCGAGGAGGGCGUCUACUGGGCCAACAAUGAUGGCAGGAACUACAGUGUGGUACUGAAGGGGGCUGCACCUUCCCAGGGUGUGCCAAAGAGGUCUGGCAAAGAGGGCGAAUCACGAAGACUCAAGAGCUGUAUGAGGCCAAUCAAAAUCAGGUAAUGCCCCUCAGUGUUCUAUGUGCCCAUUUCCAAAAGCUGUUGGCACCUGUACCCAAUCCAUGGCCUGGGGCUUUCUGCUCUCACAUCCCUCAUGAAUCCACUAGAUACUACUCUGCUCAAAAGAGGGGCUUGGAACCAAAGUUUCUUGCUUCCUUAGCCCUGCGAGAAAUCGCUCAGCCCCUUUCAGGAUAGAAGGUCUUGCCCAGCAGUAUUGUUUCCCAGUUUGCUUGGACCCUAUGUGCAGUAACCUCUAAUAUUUGCGAAUUGGAGAUGCUCUUUUAGGUCACAAAUUUCCUUUUGAAGAGAGGGACUAGCUACAGUUUUUUGUUUUUUGUUUUUGCUAAAAGGAAACAUAAAAUAUAUGGUGUAUUAAUUUAAGCACUAAGUAGGCUUGUCUCAAAGGCUCUCCUCCUAUCUCUGAACUGCUUUUAAUGGGUCCCUUUUCCCUCUUUGUCUCUCACUUGUACCAAUGAUUCUUUAGUGAAAUAAGGGCAUCCCUAGGGGAGGUGCAAAUAGUUGUCAGAGAAGGUGUCAGCUUGGUUUUGGCCCCUCCCAAAUAAUGCCUUAGGGUAUUUUCACACAUGGCCCUAAAAACACCAUUGAGUUCAUGUUCUUGCUUUGAUGUUAAAUCUAUGUGUGACUUAUACCACUUCAGACUGAAGAUGGAGGCUCAUAUGAACCAUCACCACCCACCUGUUCUUCCCUGUACACAUGUCAUUGUUUGCUGAUAACCCAAAAUCUGCUACCUAAGGUGAUCAGCCAUUUGGUAGGCUGAAGCCAAUUGCUUCACAUAACAGAUUUUGUGGUAUCAUUAAGGGAUAGUGACUUUUGAGUUAUAUUUUUACCACUAUACCAGAAGGGCAUUGCUUGGAUUUUCCUGUAGGAAAUGAUGGUGUGUGCAUGCACAGGUGUCGCCCCACUUACGUGGGGGUUACAUUCCUGGUCCCCCCCCCCAAUAAGUGAAAUCAUGUAAAGUGGGAAGCAGCCUCUAAAUGCCGAUUUCCUCCUCUCCAGCUCUCUCUCCCAUUCUCUCCAAUCCAGACCAAAAUAUUUAGGGGCUGGAGGAUGCAUGAGAAAGUGGCUGUUGCUGUUGCGCUACCCCUCACGUCAGCUGUUAGGUGAGGAGGCUGAGCAGCGUAAACAAAGCCCUGCUGCUGCUUCGGUCUCUUUGGGGCUUCCUCUGCCCUCUCUGACAUCCUCUUUGGGCUCUGGGAAGAGUCUCCUUGCAAGCCACAAGGACUUUCCAGCUCUCUCCUACCAUUUUCCGGUGUGAUUCUAUUUAUUUAUUUAUUUAUUUAUUUAAUUUAUUUCCUGGCACCGUGUGUAUACACAGUUGCGCAUGAGUAGAAUGUGUGUAAGUGGGGAGAUGCCUGUAACUUCAAGUUUAGCCUUUAGUGGCUUGUGUGAAAACCAACUUACAGUGGUACCCCACAAGACGAAUGCCUCGCAAGAUGAAAAACUCGCAAGACGAAAGAGUUUUUCGUUUUUUGAGUUACUUCACAAGACAAAUUUCCCUAUGGGCUUGCUUCGCAAGACGAAAAACGAAAAAAACGAAAAUGUCUUGCAAGUUUGUUUCCUUUUUCUUAAAACCGUUAAUACCCAGGGUGACUUCGAGGAGCACGCGGUAUGGUAGCCUUUUUUGAGGUUUUUGAAGACUUUGGUGAUUUUGAAGACUUUGGGAAACCGUGCUUCGCAAGACGAAAAAUCCGCAAGACGAAAAAACUCGCAGGUCGAAUUAAUUUCGUCUUGCGAGGCACCACUGUACCUGAAGAACCCAGAGCCAGCACUACCCCACUUUGUUAAGUACUGUAACAAAGUAGACUGUGACAGACAUUGUGAUCACCACCACUACAAACAGAAUGAUAAACAGUUCUGUGUUCCCCCUCCAUUUCCUUCCUUUGUUGACUUAGUUUUCAUGAAGAACCCAGAGAACUUCAGGUUUUUGUUUGUGGUAGACAGGCAAAAACUACUGAGGCAUUUCAGGGCUACUGUCCAUUUAAUUACAUGUUUCCUGUAUUUCAUUACUUCCCGUUGAUCAACAGAAAGCAAUAAAGCAGGACUUGCAAAUGGGAUACUUUAUUAACAUUAGUCAGAACCUUUGCUGACUGGGACAGAUUUGUGAGCAAAUGUGGUGCAAGAAUACUGUCCAUGGGAAAGGCCAUUGCAGGAUAUUAAAACACUGCAUUAAAUGUGAUGUGUAGCCUUCGUCUUAAUUCCGUUUUUAAGCUAAUAAUCAAAAUUUUAAUUGGACCAAAGGGCUCCAAUCUGGAAGCAACCCCUCACACACUCUGAUUCUCAAAAAAAUAAAAAAUAAAAAAAUAAAACCUUCCUACUACUAUGUAACAUUGAUUUGGUCUGUGGUGUUUCAGAAGGCACUUCCACUUUGCCAAAGCCUUCAGACGCAGGAUAGAGUAGCAAGCUGGAAGAAGAUAGUGCUCUUGUACCUUUAAUAGUUGUACAGAAGAGGAGAUUUCAGCAGAUGUUCCUUGAAUGACAAGCUAUACCUGCUGAAAUCACAGGAGUGUGAAAGUGUAGAAUUCCUAUCCUAUUUUUUUCAUUUGGCUCUGCUAUAACAGGAGGAGGAAGAAGAUGGCUGGUUAAGCAGAUAGGGAAACCACAAGGGGUGGGGGAAGCAACAACUCAAGAAUUGAAGUGACAGCCAGCCUGUUCCCUCAGUUGUGGGCCUGGAGAGGGAGCAAAACGCUCCCACUACAGGGGCCAAAAACAAUUCCCUUGACUUGAAGCAAGGUUUCUCUGUGAGUAACUAUCUGCUCAUGACUAAGGGUCUGCUCACAAGCAAGUCAAGGUAGCAGGGACUGGGUGUGACUGGCUGGGGAGAAGAACAUGGGAGUAGCCAGAUUUUUUUGCAGGCUUUUGUUAGGGCGGGACAGAACCUCAGUUGGUUAAGUAUUUUUAUUGAUUUUUAUUGAUUGGGGGGGCAGCUUCCCCCCCCUGGCUAUGCCCAUGGAGAAGAAGGGGAGACCGAGGAAGAAAUUCUGCAACUAGAGAGAGGUGGAACCCCUUUCCUGCUGGCUCGGGCCAAAGAGGCUUCAACCAUCUCCUUGCUCCCUCGCAUUGUCCUAUUAGCACUUUGGGAACAGUACAGAAAUGCAGAGGCUUCUUGGAAAUCUUCAGGGUUAUUGUGAUGUGUGAGGUCUAACCAUUUUGAUCUGUUGUAUGUUCCCCGGAUAAUGACAAGGGACUUGCCUAUUUUUUUUUGCCCUAGUUAUAUCUGGGAAAGCACAAGCAGUUGUUUUUCUUGCCUUGGGAUAGGUUCAAAAUGUUUGUGUUCCCUUGAGCUAUGUCUUCUAAAAAGUGAUGGUAAUACCAUGGUAUCUCGGGUUACAUACACUUCAGGUUACAUAGGCUUCAGGUUACAGACUCCGCUAACCCAGAAAUAGUACCUCGGGUUAAGAACUUUGCUUCAGGAUGAGAACAGAAAUCAUGCGGCGGUGGCAGCUGGAGGCCCCAUUAGCUAAAGUGGUGCUUCAGGUUAAGAACAGUUUCAGGUUAAGAAUGGACCUCCGGAACGAAUUAAGUUCUUAACCCGAGGUACCACUGUAAUUAAAUAAUACUUAUUUCUAAAAGUAUGGAGAAGGAUGAACAUGUGGUAUCCAUCUUGAGCCUUAGGAUAGAAGAAGUGAUUAUUUGUCCAAGGACAGUGGUAUCUAGAAAUACAGGAUUUUGGUGACCACAUAAAGCAUGGGAGCUAGAAGAAGAAGAAGAGGAAGAAGAAGAAGAAGAAGAAGAAAUGGAUUAAUUUUUGCAUUUUAUUCAGUGCUAGCAUUAUAUGUGACAUUUCACAAAGCAUAAGGGUCCCUGCACUGAGGAGUUUUCAAUCUGAAAUUCAGUAUAGGGGAAACAACAAGGGGAGGGAAGUGGAAGCAUGGGGUAAACAAAUAACAUGCCAUUGUUUCAGUUGUACAUGCUUUGACUUAGUUACAGAACUAAGGAAUUGUGCCAAAUGCUUCAUGGAAAAGAUAGAUUUUGAGAAUGAAUUUAGGGGACAUAAAAGGCCUCAUACAGGUGUUCUGGGAUGCAGGUCCAAGCAUAUGGGACAGGAAGGGAGAGUUUUGUUGUUGCAAGAAUUUGUAGCAAGCACUUUGACUACUUUAAAAGCACUAUGUGAAAGACUAACUUCUAUUAUUAAACAUUUUAAAGCAUUGGCAACUUGAUUGAUGUUUUGCAUAUCCCAUUGGUAUUUAUGUAGUUGGCUUGGAGGGAAAGAGUGUUGAGAUUAUUGGGAGUAGGAUGGAUGAAGGGCAAGGGUUCAUAAUGUUUUCUUUUUAUUAUUACAAAAGUAUUUUUCUUCUAAUAAAGUAAAAAACAAAAUUAUAAAUAUUUUAUCAAAAUAUUUAAAAUGAAUAUUAAAAUAUGCAUGUGCAGAGGGAAGAAGUAAAGACAAAAUGCUUGAAACUUGUUUUAUUUGCAGCCUCAGAUGGAAGCAUGUAAUCUUUGUGGUCUCUUGACUCUACUGAUGAUAGUAUAUAAAGUGAGCAGAUGGUAUCAGUGGAAAUCCCCACCACCCUUCACCUGCAGGAUUGUAUUAUAUUUGUAACUUGCUUUCUCAGGUGAUAUUUCUUAACUAGGGUGGAAACGAUCACAGAACCAUGCUCUGUUCUGUGUCUCAUGUUGUAGACUGAAUCUGGGUGAAGACAGAUAACAUUUUAACAAUGAUCACAGCAACCUCUUCACUAGUGGGGUGUAACUUACCUUAAGUGCACAUAUACCAUUAAGUUGAAUGCUGGAUUAUUCUCCCUUCCCCUCAUGCUUCAGACAGCUAUCUACUUUUCAUGUUUUUAUGUUCAUCUUUCACAUGGAGGUUUUUAAGCAGUGGUUGGAGGGGCAUCAGCCAUGGAUGCUUUAGCUAAGAUUCCUGCAUUGCAGAGGAUUGGACUAGAUGACCCUUGGGGUCCCUUCUAACUCUACAAUUCUAUGAUUCUAUUCCUCUCCCCACCUCCCAAAUAAUCUAACAACGUUUCAGAUUUGCUCUGUAGACGGAGAGGAGAGGUUUAUUGGUGAGGUCAUGGACACUUGUUAAUAAUUUUCCCCCAUUGCAAACUAAAGUAUAAUGAAAACUUGCAGAACCAUUUUAAAGUUUGUCUCAGGAUGGAAAAAUAUACUUGUGUUUUGAGGCUUCUGUUUUUGAACGCGCCUCAGAAGUCGAACGGCUUCCGCUGUGUGUUUUUCAAUUUUCUCAAUUGAAUUUGCAGACAGCCUUUUGCACCUUGGUUUUUGAAUGUUUUGGAACUCGAAUGGUCUUCCAGAACAGAUUAUGUUCGAGAACCGAGGUACCGCUGUACCAGUUAUCUUUGAAGGGGACAAACCAAUGAUAAAUGCUCCUGUGCAUGCCUCAUUGAAAUGAGCAGGGACUGCUUUUGAUCAGCUCCCAUUCAUUUCAAGGGGGCUUGGAUUGAAAAAGCUUCUGUUGGAUUAUGUCUUAAAAUUUCAAGCAAAGGGCAGGGACAAAACAAUAGCAGCGCAGAAGGGCAGGCAGAGAGAGAGAAGUGCACGCACAUCCAUGAAUUCUGCCAAGCUCUGUAAGCAUCUGAAUCUCUUCCACAUCCUCCCAUUUUGUUGAUAAGAUAAGGAUCAGUUUAUCAGUUCCCACUUGCUUUGUUGGGUGUUCUGGGCCUUUUCUUGGAAUUACUGUAUGUUCAAUUAAGUUACAUAGCACCCAAACCCAGAGCUUGGGAAUUUGUCGUUAUGAUUGUAUGGGCUUUGCACUAACAAGUAAAGAGCAAAACUCUGCAGCAGGGUAACCCCAGUUCUACAGCAAACAAAGCUGAAUACUGAGACACGUAUAAAUUCUACAGAAUUCCCAUAUAUUUGCUUAUUUGGCAAAAAGUAUUCUGCUUCCGCUACAUGGAAGGAAGAAGAAUUUGGCAGGAUACUGUCCUUUUCCCUGACAAGUACCGUAUUUUUCGCCCUAUAGGACACACUUCUUCCCCUCCAAAAAUGAAGGGGAAAUGUGUGUGUGUCCUAUGGGGCGAAUGCAGGCUUUCGCUGAAGCCUGGAGAGCGAGAGGGGUCGGUGUGCUUCCUAGGCUUGCGGAUAGCAGCCUGCAUCCCGAAGCCUGGGGCGAGCUGAGCAGCGCGCCCCGGGCUUCGGGCAGAUAUCCGCAAGCCUGGGGAGCCUGGCGGGAGUUCCCGCCGGGCUCCCAAGGCUUGCGGAUAGCAGCCUGUUCUGGGGGCUGGGAUCGGGGGAAGCUCGGGCUUCCCCCACCCCAGCCCUGCGCCUGGGGGGGAAAUAAUUUUUUUUUCUUUAUUCCCCCCCCAAAAAAAAACUAGGUGCGCCCUAUGGGCCGGUGCACCCUAUAGGGCGAAAAAUACGGUAAAUAUUAUUUCUCCCUAUGCCUUUUGAGCUUUCAUCAGACAUUGGCAGCACAGCUUCAGGUUUCUAUUUGCAGCCGUAAGGGUUAGAAACUUGAUUUUAAAAAAUAAAGCAGAGGUUUGGAAGAUGCUGAAUUCUGAGCUUUUCCUGCCUUUCUGUGCUAUACCCAUAGUUCAGACAUGGCUAUAGGACAUAUGGAAGUUGUGUUUGAUGAUGCACUCUAGAUAGCUGCACCUGUUGAGGAAGGCAGAAGUAGUUCAGUAACCCCUUAAAUCUUGCUUUCCCUUGGGGAUGCGUGAAACUACUGCUAACUAAGUUGGUCUUAAUGCUUCAGAAAGAUUUAAAUGACAAGAGACUGGUAGUUUCUCCAGUAACACAUUCAAGGUUUCAAAGACCCACAUUAACCUGAGUGUGGCAGUUAGUUUCUAAGAGAUUGUUACUGAGGUUCAAGCAUGCCUGGAAGUCAUAUUUUUUCUGAUCACUAAACCCUGUCUACCCAUCCCCCUUCCUAGACAUUUAGAGUUGUGACUGAAAUAUAUGCUGCACAUGCGGUGUUAGAAACUCAGCUAUAUAAGCUAAUCACCAAAUGACACCUGAAACCAGUGGUUUUCAACCAGGGUGCCAUGGCACCCUGGGGUGCCUUAAUGAUGGUCAGGGGUGCUGUGGGCAACAUUGACCUCUGUCCCUCUUCCCCUCCCUCCUCUGAUAUCCUCUCAUGUCUCUGCCUCCCAGAGGCUUGCACAGCUGUUUAUUGCAGCAGCCCUGGCUUUGUUGCCUCUGGAAGGCACCUCUGUUUGGGGUGUGGGGAGGGUUGGCUCAGAGACCAGGGAUGGAAGCAGCAGCUGCCCAGAGGACUCUCAAGGAGAGGAGGCUGAGGGAACACUCCAAAGGGGAAGCUGUUCAAAAAAGGGUGAGAGCCUGCUAGCUCUGCAGGCAAGGGGUGACAUAACUGGGUUCCUGAGCCCCUCAGGAGUGUCACAGGAAGAAUGUAGUUGCUUAAGGGAGCCGUGGACUCAAAAAGGUUGAAAACCUCUGCCUUAAACCUAGGUUACAGUUGCCACAAUGGAAUGUCUAGGUGCCAUUUUUGUUGUAAUGCUGUUUAUUGUUGUUGUUGUUGUUGUUAUUGUUGUCAUUGUUGUCAUAGGGAUUAAUUUAAGAGUGCGGUGAACCAUGUACUCCUUGGAGAAAAAAAGGUGAUGCAGUAUAUAAAUGCAAUAACUAAGGUCUUCUGCUUACCUGCUUAAGAAAGCUGGAGAGGCCAGUCCGAUGGAGAUGUUAGUCACCAACCUUUCAUUCAGAGAUCUCCACAUAGUCACAAUUUGACCAGUGCCAGUAGCAAGACGCACCUGGUGCCUGGGGAAUUUCAGACACUGUGCACAUGUUCAGAUGCACUCCAGCUACCUUUAUUACUUCUUUACCUGCUCUGAACCUGAGUUCUAGUGUUGAAAGCACAUUCUGGGAUAGAAUUGUAGUGGGAUCUAGCUCAAAUUAAGAACCCUCUUAAAUGUUUUCUGGGCAUGGAUUAGGAUCCUCAGGUUUUAUUGCAGGAUGUCUGGGAUGGCAAAGGAGCCUUGACUCAGAAGACUGUGUCUGGAGUGGAUAAGGGAAAUUGACAAAAUCUUCUUUAAAUAUCAUUUCAAAAUAUAUUCGCAAUGUGUUAUCUGUCUGUGGUUCAGUUGAGAUGCAAGGUGUUUCCAUGAGUACCCCUAAAAAAAUUAAAUCAUUUUAGUCAUUCUCAUUAUGGGGUGCAACCUCAAUUAAUUGUUAGAUGGUGAAAACAGAAAGAAUCACAUCAUCCCCCCUUUUCCUCAGAAGAGCUAAUGAAAUUGGCAUUUGACAGGUAGGAGAGUUCAUGGAUUGCAGAGGCUGUCCAAGAUAGGGAGACUUUGUCCAAAAAUGCAUGCACAGUUUUAGACAGUUGCGUACAAUGUGGUAAAUGAGGCUGAAGUGGCACAAUCUGUUCUAUGCACAGAGCAGGCUGCAGCUACCACAUACCAAGUGAGAAAGAGAAGCCCAGCUAUCUUGUCGGUUCUACAGAAUGCAGUGAAAACAUUGCUUGCUUCUCUUCCUUGAGUAACAAGAAGAAUUUGUUUACCUGCCCAAGGUUGGGUCAAACUAGGCUACCAUGCUAAGAGAAUGAGGUUGUCACCUUCCUCUUUCCACCUACAGUGCCUCUGUCUUUAGGCAAAAGGCUGUCCACUUGCCCUGUUUUUUUCUACAGCUACAUCCAAGUAAGGGUGGAGGGGUAGUAUUGGAAGGGGCAGGCAACCUGUAGAACUUUCGUUCUCCUUUGCAUUUUUCCAUCAUGGGCCAUUAUGGAUACACUUUGAUGGAGUUCUUAGUCUGGGCAUAUAAAAUCUAAUUUAUUUCUACUCUGUAAAUUAAUUGAAGGUAAAGGUAAAGAUAAAGGACCCCUGGCAGUUAAGUCCAGUCGCGAACGACUCUGGGGUUGCGGCGCUCAUCUUGCUUUACUGGCCGAGGGAGCUGACGUUUGUCCACAGACAGUUUUUCCAGGUCAUGUGGCCAGCAUGUCUAAGCCACUUCUGGUGAAACCAGAGCAGUGCAUGGAAACGCUGUUUACCUUCCAGCUGGAGCGGUACCUAUUUACCUACUUGUGCUUUGAUGUCCUUUCAAACUGCUAGGUUGGCAGGAGCUGGGACCGAGCAACAGGAGUUCACCCCAUCGCGGGGAUUUGAACCACCAACCUUCUGAUCGGCAAGCCCUAGGCUUAGUGGUUUAGACCACAGCGCCACCCGCUUCCCAUAAAUUAAUUAGAAACCUGCAAAUUCAAAAACUUGCAAUGUUUUUUAAUAUAGAAGGCUGGAUUCAACUAACUGGUUGUAUUAGUGUUAUGGAAACCUCACUUGGUCUAACAUGCAUAAGCCAGGUUACAGGCUGGGGUUCCAUAUAGAUCUCAUAUAACAGUUACACUGGUUGCCAUUUCGUUUCUGGGCCCAAUUCAAGGUGGGCAUGUGACUGUUUUAAAGUCCUAAACAACUCAGACACCAAAUAGCUGAAAGACUGCCUCCUUCCCUACAGACCCUCUCAGGUGUAAAGAUCAGCAGAGGGGCUCCUCUUGGUAGUUCCUGUGCCCUCAGAAGUUUGGGGGUGGUGCUGAUUCGGGAGACGACAUUCUCUGUGGCAGCCCCUGGAUUCUGGUCCUCCCUCCCCACAGAAAUGUGUUUGGCAUCUUAAUUACACAAGGGAUGAAUGCCUAAUAUGCUCUUCUUUACCUUGACUUUUGGCAUUUGAGUAGCAUAUUUUUAGGGCCCACCCUUCUGUGAUUAUAAGUUGUUUUAUACUGUUUUUAACAUUGUGUUUUAAUUUUGCAACCUGCCUUGGAACCUAGCAUCUCACUUUCUGUGUAACCAACAUAGUAUAAACUCCAUGGAAUAAACUUAAAUCUUAAGAAGAGCUACUUGUGAGUGUCACCUUCAUGUACGAGGAAUGUAAUGUGUAAGUCAUAAAUCCAUGGAUCUGCUUUGACAAUUUCCAUGAACUCCAAAGCUGAUGUACCUUCAAGAUGGCCUAAGUUGCUGCAGCAAAUAUCUAAAAGUUGCAGGUAUACAUAUUACAUUGUUUAUGUUGAAGAUACUUCUUUCUUGAAUGGAAAAAAAGCAGCCUGAAAUAAUAUCUGUACAGGCCAACACCCAGAAUUAUCUCAGGCUUUAUAACAGCCCCUAGAGGAAAGUAUGGUCUCUAGCUUAAAGCAAGCAGUGUUUGGGCAUCUGAAUUCCUGAGUUCUGUUCCAAAACAAGAGAGAGUUCUACACAAGUUGUGACCUACCAAGUUUAUCAGCCAUUGGUGGUAACUUGCCCGGUGCUGGGGCUGCCCUGCCCCCCGGCUGUUCCAAGUGAUCUGCAAAACCAGGAAUUCCAAUGAACCCCUGGAAAUCUGCCAUACUUGGUUGGUGGGUUGUAUUUGAUCUGUUUGUUGAAAUGUAUUUUGCAAAAUCUGUGAAUCUUGUCCCCCAAUUUGAAGAAGACUGAGAAGAGAAGGGGAUGUAAACAUUUAAUCUGUGUCAAACUUAAUUUUUCCAUUGGGUGAUAAGACGCAAGUUACUAACUUAUCACUGCCACUCACACAUGUCUGCUCUCACUGUCUAGAAAUCCUCACAGACAGGCAGGUGACACAUUUGUUCUUUACCUUGUCUGUGUUCCUGACCUCAACCUUUCUCCUCUGUCAUCUUCAGAAAGGUUUUGAUUCCCCAAGUGGUGAUUUGCCACAGUUACUUGUCUACACCGGUGUGAGUGAAGCUCUUUGUUCGUUCGUAUGAAACUCCUCCUACCCUAAGACCCUGUACAAAGUCUUUUCUCUAGAUUCCUCUAUCCAAGGAUGGACUGUUAUCUGCAAGAAGAAGAGCCUUAGUUGUCCAUCCACAUAGUCUUCACUUCCUAGAGAAGGUUGCUUGACUCAGUCUUUUCUGCACUUAGGGGGAUAGUCCUCUUCAGAAGAAAUUUGGGCUGCCAGGAAAAACUGCUUUAUGCCUGUUGCUAAAGUGAUCUUGUAUUACUGAGUUUCAAUUUUUUUUCUAUCAAUUGUUUUAAUUAUUACGGUAGCGGAUCCAUCUAACCACCCCCAAUUUAAAGAGAGUGCACCCACCUCACUGUACGCCAGUUAUACGAAGUUUUUCAAUUUACCACAACUAUCAUAUGAGGGACUUGUGUGAGGGGAAACUUAAUGAUUUAGAGUCUCAGGCAGGAGUUGAUCAAACAAACAGGAAAAGUUUAUUAAACAAAGAGAAGUUUGUGAAACAAAAUGGGUCAGGAAAUGCGUUCUUUCAAGUAGAAGUUAACUUAUUACUAAAAUGAGGUAAAAAGAUAUCACAGGCUUAAACAUAAUACUAUAGGCACAGCUCUUCUUAAACUUCAGUUGCUAAAAAUCAGGUAGAUGUUCUAAAAUAUGUGGUAAGAUGCUUAAAUCAGUUUCUGUUGCUUAGCUAUGACAGGUGGCUCCAUGCAAUAUUUUUAUUAUGACACAGUUUCCUUCACAGAUUAAUACCCUGCUUCAUGAGCAAGAGGCACUUUUCCUCAGGUACCCACUCACUUAACAAUCCCACUCCUGAGGUAUUCCAAAAUGGUAGAAGAGAGCCAGGGGAUUCCCGCCCCCCUUGUUACUGGCUUGGGAGUCUUCUGUGCCUCGGAGAACUCUCCCCCCGGCUAGACUGAGACCAGCUUCUUCCUCUCCUGGCUCACUCAGCCCUGCCAGGCACUCCUGGCUGUAUGUCUUUCCCAGACCCUCAAGAUGGUCUCCCUAUCCAAGCUGCGAGGCUCUGUCCUCAGGGGGAAUGUUAACCCAAAUCUGAGCCAGUUCUCCCUCAGUCCAAACCUGUCCUCCUCCCAGCUUGCUGCCUAACUCUCAUCUCAAAUCCAGCCCUAUCCGUCUCCCUCAGAAACGGCCCCUUUUAUUCUCCCUCCCAAAAUGCUUUCCUCCCCGCCUUUGUAGCCAAUCAGAGAGAGGCUCCAGCCCUCUGGUGGAAUUUCAAGGGGACUGCAUCACCAGACUCUGGUCUGGCUCUGCUGUCCGUCACAAUUGCUAUUUUUGAUUUUUUUGAUUUUAUAUUAUUUUUGAAGCAUUGAAGGGUUGAAGAAUGAGGUAGAAAUGUAGUAAAUUAUAAAAUCAUAACAAGAACUUCAGCUGUUUUAAUCAUCUGAUGUGAUUAAUUGACCAAAGACUUUUCCAUCGGUUAAAACUUUCUCAGGCCACUGCUCCUUUGGUUCCAUAAACUCAUCUCCAGUGACCCCUACCCUAUAAAAAAAAUUAUUCAGAAUAGGAAGAUAAUGACAGUUAAUUGCACACUUAUUCAAAAUCCAAUUAAAACAACUUAGUUUAGUUAAUUCAACAAAAUUGGUGAACUUGAUGAACUCCGUUGAUACCAACUUUUCAAAGUCUGAUAGUCAUUUACACCUCUUUCCCCCCUUGCUGACGCCUUGCCUCUUGGUGCCCCCCCAGGUAAUCCAACUGCCCUACAGGUCGUGGUACUGCCCACUAUGUGUUAAAACAUGCCCCUGAUUAACUGCAGCUGACUUCUGAAAUAAUGUUAAUUGUUUUUAAUGCAAAUAAUUUUAAAAAACCUCGGGUGGCAGAAACCAUCUUAGAAGAGACAUCUGCAGCAUCACUUCUCUCACACACAUGGGAUGGUGCUUGCUAUGAUAUUUUCCCAUUUUUUUAGAACUGUUUUAUUGAUGUGCAGAUUUCAUUGAUUAAAACUCACAAGAUGAAUUGUUUAUUGUCCUGGUGACAUCUCACAAGGGCAGGGCUUCCCUAGACUAGACCUAGCUCAACGCUAGACAAACAAACAAACAAAAUGUGCCCCAGCUUAUCUCAUUUCACAGUACUCUCCCACCCAUCCCACCAUGUGAUGAUUCUGACUCCCGAUGCAUUUCUGCUUGUGUACAUUUAUUAACAUUACUAACAACCCAAAAGUGCAGUAGCAGGGUAUUACACCAUACUAUAUACAAAGCAAACCAACAAUAAAUAAUAAGAGAAAGAAAUGGUGACAACACAGUCUAAACAAGGCAUCCAUAUUUCCCAAGCUGCUGUGGAUGGUGAAUGCUGAGCAUCUAAGUCCGAAGCAUAAAAUAAAAUCCCACCAGAUGACAUAAAAGCAUUAUGGGUCCUCCAUCUCCCUGGAAACAUUCAGUUUAUGUGUGUUUUUUUCUGCAAUAGCCAAAGUCCAUGAGUUCUUAAGGCAUUUAUCAAACUCCAUUAUUAACAAUUAAAAAUGGACUGGCAAGUGGGUAGAACUUGUACCACACAAUUGCCUUCAAAGUAUGGCAUGUUUCUUUUCUUUGCCUCAAGCUCUUCUAUUUGGAUCCCUUCUGAAACUAGUAGGCAGCUCCUGACCUUACUGCAGGAAAACAAAGCAUUUUUAUACCACUUUGAACUUGCAGUGAAAGCUGUAUAAAAACAGGGCAAGUAAAUACAGUCGUACCUUGAAAGUUGAAUGGAAUCCAUUCCAGAGGUCCAUUUGACUUCUAAAAUGUUCGGAAACUAAAGCUCAGCUUCUGAUUGGCUGCAGGAAGCUCCUGCAGCCAAUCAGAAGCUGCGGAAGCCCUGCCGGACAUUCAGCUUCCAAAAAUAGUUCACAAACCGGAACAGUUACUUCCGGGUUUGCAGUGUUUGGGAGCCAAAAUGUUUGAGAACUAAGCUGUUCGAAAACCAAGGUACAACUGUAAAAUAAGCACAGGAGAGAGAGAAAGAGACUGUUCUUCAAAGGAUCUCAAAGGAAGGCAUAUUGGAAUGUGCACGGAAUCCUGUGAUGCAAACCCCGCCCAGCAAACCCCAGAAAAACAGUUUUUUUGUUCAGAAUUUGUGGAUGCAGCAGGUAUUAUAGGUAUCUGCUGGUUCUGGCACACCAAAACUCAACCAGACCUAUUUUCCUGAAAGCAGGCCAGUCGGUCCAGCGAAUAUGAAUUAAAUUUCACUCCCCCCCCCGAUGAAGUAGGAUUUCCAUGGACGUACUGUGUAUUGGGUGUUAGGAGAGGGGUAGUACUUCUGGCGGGGGACAUGUGGUGCUCCUGGGGAAGUUUGCCCACUUUUGUCCUCACCCUGCACUCACCUGUGGCUCGUUGAAGCUGCCAGCACACAUCAGCGGCUACACCCCAAGAAUGGCUUCGACUGGCCGGCUAUACCAGGUGAGGGUAACCAAUGGGUCUCAAAUUCUCAUGAGUUAAGGACUUCUCCUGCAUGUGAGGACAAGCUCUGGCAGAUUGAGUGAACAAGAGCAAUAGUGGGUCCAGUGGUCAAGAAGGCGGUUUCUGCACGUGCUAUAGAGGGAAGUGAGGGGCAGAUGGGGCUCAUCAACCUGAGAAGGUAGUCCAUCUAGGAGAAGGAAAACUCUGAUCCUAAACCUCUGCUGCCUUGCAGGACAUGUUUGGAAGAAGAAACUGCUAAGGAACAAAGCCUCCACAAAUCUGGAGUGGAGUCCCUAAGAUGCUUGGAUGAUGCCUUGUACGCCUCCUCCCGGCAACUCCUGCAGCUAAGCUGGUGCCAAAUGUAUUGCUCUGCUUUCUUUUGAACCACACCAGCACGGUCUUGUUGUCUGGGCAGCCCUGGGCCUCUAUACACACUGCCCAGGCUUGUGCCUCAGGGACGUCACUUUGUUGCUGCUGACGCAGUGGUUUGACUUCACCCCCGGAGGCACACUCCAUUGUCUCUCAAGACAGACGACUAUCAACAACAACUGUACCUUUUUGGUACAUUCCACAGAUAGGGGUGGGGGUGGGUUUUAAGGACAUUGCUGCAGGUUAUUGCUCACUGAACUUCUCUUGCAAUUAGUGAGAUCAUGCUCAAGAGAUUAUUUUAAUAAUCUGAUUAAAAACAACUACACCACAAUCACUGUUGGUUCAACAGACAAGAUGGUACCAGAAGACUGGAAACCUGAAUAGUUACUGCUUCAGCAGGCAGAGCCCACUGUAAGGUGGAGUGGAGGUGUCUGCAAGGUGAGGAUGAAGAACAGUUUUUACAAAAAUGGGUUUGGAAAACUUUACAGGGAUAUUAAAUAUUCUAGGGAUUUGGUGGCAGAAAGCCAGUGUGGUGUAGCCAUUAGAGUGUUGGACUAAGUUUUGGAAGUCCAGGGUUCAAAUCCCCACUUUGCCAUGAAGUUCACUAAUUGACCUUCGGCCAGUCACUGCCUCUCAAUCUGGCCUGCCUCACAGGGUUGUUGUAAGGAGAAAAUGGGGAAGAGGAGAACUAUGUAUUGCCACCUUGAGCUCCUUGGAGGAUAGGGGGGAUAUAAAUCAUAUCCCUCCUCCUCCUCCUCCUCUUUCGCCUAAGGCUGCUGCUGUACUGAGUUGGGUCUUCUACCUUUGUGCCCCUAGGAAAGGAUGUUGCCACUGCAGUUGUUCCCUGAGAUGCUCCAAUUUUCUGCUUUUGUCUGUGGAGACAUUCUAGGAACUGGGGCCCUGGUCUGCUGCUUCCCCAGACAGAUGAAACCAUAGACUGCUUACACAUUUCCACUCUUAUGAUCUAAUGAGCAGAAACUGCCACAGCUGUUUAACUGAGCCCUUAAAUCCUUCCCCUCCCACACCUUGCAGGUAGAGAAAAACUGAAGGUCUUAACUGGUUUCUAAAGACACAACUUUUCAUCCGAUUGUUUGCUCAGAUCACUCCCCCCAUGUUGUACCACAAGCCCCUGCAUGAAACUAGAGAGUACCAUAUGGGAGAAGACAUUAAAAUCUGCCAGUUGGAAUUAAGGCUCUGCUUUCACUUUUCUAAGAACUUGGUUUGGUUUCUGCAGCUGGGUUUUCAGAGUUUCAUUUGCAGUUGAUAUGACAGUUAAAACAGUUUAUAAAAAUGCAGCGAAAGAAAGAGCAGAGAGUGAGGGGAGAACUUGUCUCCCCACUUUAAAUAUAUUGCCAUUGUGGACAUUUUAUGCCAUGCUGUUUUGAGUGCUGCGUAGAUCAUAUCCACAGGGCUGAGGGUAGGUUCCCUUUUCUAUUGGCCUUUGAACAAGGCCUCAUCCAGACAGGUGAUUUGCAUGCUUUUGGUUUGAUGCUAUUAUGUUUUUCUAGAGUUUGGAGUGUCCCAAGGAUAGAAAGGAAGGGCCCAGUUCGAUGUAGAUGAUGAGUGUGUAUGUGUCUCCAUGUACUGGUUUUACAUUUAGAGCUGCUGCAUGAUUAAUUAGGUCAUCACGUGUUCCUAGUGUCCUCUUUGCUCAGGAUUGGGAUUGGCAAUUGGAAAUGGAAAUGGGGAAUACCUCAGCACCGCCUCCCCCUGCAUAUCCAAAAGGAAUUCACCAACAUCACAAAGAUAAAACUCUGCCACACCAAAUUCAGGUACCUGGGGGUACAAAUAACCAGAAACCUCAACAAACUAAAUCUCCACAAUUACAAGAUCCUGUGGUGACAAAUCAACAAAAACUUGAGGAAAUGAAACAACACCAACUUCACUUUCAGAAAAAAAUAGCCAUGAUCAAAAUGAUCUCCCUCCCAAAAUUAACCUACUUAUUCCAAACCCUCCCAAUCUGCGUUCCCCCAACCCAACUCUGGAAGUGCAGAAGAAACUACACUAGUUUAUUUUCUCACACAAAAAGCCAAGAAUAAACCCCAAAUACCUGCACCUUCCCUCCUCAGAAGGAGGAUGGGGAAUCCGCAGCAUAUUACAUUGCCAACCAAGUAUGCCACAUAAUCCAAUAUAUUCUAGAAGACAAGACGAAACAAAACAAUGGGUCCACUUGGAGAGCGACAUCGUCAAAAACACCCCCACAACAGCAUACCCAUUUCUCCAAAACAAACUAAAGAAAAUCCAAAAAACAUUAAACAGAUUCACACAGCAAACUCUCCCCAGCCCCACUAACCCCCCCUGGCUCAUCACCCACUAUUCCAACACGCAGCACAAAACCUCCAGAUAAAAACCUGGCAAACCAAAGGCCUACACUGUCUAAAAGACUUCUACAAAAGCAACAAACCCAUACCAACACAAGAAAUACAAGACAAGGUAGGGGACACCCAAAUACCCUGGCUAACACACCACCAACUACACACCUUCUUAAACAAUCCAGCAGUAAAAGCAGCGGCCACUAGGCCCUUGACCACCUUCAAAAACCUCCUGACAGCAGAGGGACACGGCAAAGGAAUGGCGUCUACAAUAUCCAAAAUACUGCUCCAAAAUCCCACAAACUUCCUUGACACAAUCAAAAAACAAUGGGAGCAUGACAUAGGCUAUGAAAUCAACCCCACCCAAUGAACUGGAAUGUGGUCUAAACCUCCCUUUAAAUCCAUCUCAGCCAAAAGAAGGGAACUCUGAAACUCACCUACAGAUGGUACCUAACACCACAGAAACUGGCGCUAAUAUGCCCCGGAACCGCACCAAAAUGUUGAAGAGGCUGCACCUCCACAGGCCCAUAUCUCCACAUGUGGUGGAAAUGCCCCCAAAUCUAACCCUUCUAGGCAUCAGACCUACAAGAGAUAUGCAAAAUAACUAAACAGAAUUCACCCCAGAACUGGCCCUACUGAAUAUUUUCCAAGAUCAUAAUGACCACUCACAUUAUACAGAGUUUAUAACCCACCUACUCUCAGCAGCCUGAAGCCUCAGUAGCCAGACACUGGAGAGUCCUGUCUGGCGUAAACAUGGACCACUGGUACCAAAUGGGAAACAGCCUUACUAGAAAAGCUAACCAACAGACUGAAACUGACACGGGGACAAAUAGAAGAGGACUCUUUCACCCCAGUAUGGCUUCCCUUUAUCUCAUACACAGCCCAACAAGACGACAACAAGAAUCCACCGAAAGCAUAGAAAUCAAUUUCGCUAAUUUGACCCAACAAACCCUCCCCCCCCCACUUCACAAAUGCGAACAAAUCUCAACAAACCAUCCACACCAUGGACUCCCCCAAUCCCUCCCAUCCCUGAUGCUAUGAUGGUAUGAUGGUUAUGAUACUUCCUCUGGAAGAAGAUUGUGGGGGAAAUAAAAUGGAAGAUCCUAGAGGAGGAGAUUGGGAUACUAUCCUAGACAUUACAGGAAAUGGAAUACAGCAGGAGAUGGAACUGAAUAUAUAGAACUGGACAUGAACUAGUGAAUAUAUAAUGGGGGUAGACAAAUACUGGCCCACCGUGUGAUCACAGAGGAGAGACUCUAAAAUAGACAUGGACAAAAGAAUGUAGUAUUACUUAAUAUGAAGUAAUGGUGCUAGGAAUUAAUGGAGGUAAAGUUAAAAGAAAAAAUAUGGUUAAAAUUUUACUUAAUAUGAAGUAAUGGUGGUAGGAAUUAAUGGAGGUAAAGUUAAAAGAAAAAAUAUGGUUAAAAUUUAUAAAUAGGAAACCUAUCUUGGACUUUUCAUAGGAAAAAUAAAUCAAUCUUUCUGAGAAUCCUUAGCCUAAAAGAUAAUUGUUAAAUAGAAAAUGGAGAAGAUGGAUGUUUAUAUGGACCGAAGGUUUUUAAGUAAUCAGUUUUAUUUUUUUAAUAACCGGCAGAUGGAAAAUCAGAAGUUCUUCUUUUGUGUCUUUCCCCCCUCUUCUUUUAAAUUUUAUUCUUCUUUCUCUCUCCUUUUCCUUUCUUUAUUUUUAUUCUCCUUUCCUUCCUUUCUUCUCUUUAUACUUAUUUGAUUUGUAUCUUCUGUAGUAAUUUUACUGUAUUAUGGGAAAAUCUUAAUAAAAUACCUUAAACAGGAAAAAAGGAAAUGGUUUAUCCAUUUGUCUGUUUGUUCUCUAUGCAUUCAGACACCUCUUGAGAGAUCAUUGCUAGACUUGGCAUGAGAGUUCCAGAGAUUGGGGUGGGGGGGCAGUCUUUGUCAGUGUUGGGACACUGGGUACCAAGAUGGCAGACAGAAAUGUCAUUUUGGAAUGACUUCACCCAUUUGGGGGAUAUAAGUUCAUCUGUCUCCCACAAUAUCAUGCCAAACUCAGCAUAAAGGUUCCUGAUGUGAGGUCAGUGAGUUUUAUUGUUAUUUGGAUGGUGUACCAUUUUGAUUAAGAUGGCAGACUAACACAUGACUUUACCUGAAUUUUGGCGUGACUCAUAAAUUACAGUGGUGCCUCGCAAGACGAAAUUAAUUCGUUCUGCGAGUUUUUUCGUCUUGCGAAUUUUUCGUCUUGCGAAUUUUUCGUCUUGCGAAGCACGGUUUCCCAAAGUCUUCAAAAUCACCAAAGUCUUCAAAAACCUCAAAAAAGGCUACCACACCGCAUGCUAUGAGUUGCUCCUCGAAGUCACCCUGGGUAUUAACGGUUUUAAGAAAAAGGAAACAAACUUGCAAGACGUUUUCGUUUUUUUCGUUUUUCGUCUUGCGAAGCAAGCCCAUAGGGAAAUUCGUCUUGCGAAGCAACUCAAAAACGGAAAACUCUUUCGUCUUGCGAGUUUUUUGUCUUGCGAGGCAUUCGUCUUGCGAGGUACCACUGUACACAAUCCAUUUAAAAAUCACAAUAUAUUUUGGGUUUCUAAAAAUUCCCAGGUAGUUCCAGAAGUUACCCACCAGUAUAUUAAUAAAGUAUGUUCACAAGAAAACUUUUACAGUUACAGUGAACUCAGGUUGCAGCACCAACGUUGCUCUAGUAAAAGCAGUUAUUUGUGUCAUGUUGGUUCCCACUGGUUCUUGGGGCCAACUUAGCAAUGGAUGUAACUUAGAACUGCACUCACUUGUCUGUCUUCUUUCUCGUUACAGGUCAAGUGAAAACGAGCUGCGAAUAGAGGACAUAGCUCAGUCAGUCUGCACUGAAGGUAGGUCUUCCCUGGAUGUUUCUGGUCUGGCAAUCUAAAGCUGGUCAGAAAAUGGUGCUGGGAAUGGGGUGUGCAACUCUAUAGGGUAAAAGGUAAAGGUAAAAAGUAAAGGACCUCUGGACGGUUAAGUCCAGUCAAAGGUGACCAUGGGGUGCGGCGCUCAUCUCGCUUCAGGCCGAGGGAGCCGGCGUUUGUCGACAGGCAACUUUCCAGGUCAUGUGGCCAGUAUGACUAAACUGCUUCUGGUGCAACGGGACACUGUGACAGAAACCAGAGUGCACAGAAACGCUGUUUACCUUCCUGCUGCAGCUGUACCUCUUUAUCUACUUCCCCUGGUGUGCUUUCGAACUGCUAGGUUGGCAGGAGCUGGGACAGAGCAACAGGAGCUGUCUUGCGGAUUCAAACUGCUGAUCAGCAAGCCCAAGAGGCUCAGUGGUUUAGACCAUAGGAUAUAUAAAAUUGCCUUGUUCUGAGUCACAGUAUUGGUUCAUCUAACCCAGUGCUGUCUACUCUGAUUGGAAGCAGGUCCUUUCUUUUUCUUCUAUCUAUUAUCUUUUUAACUAGAGAUGCCAGACCUGGGAUCUUCUGCAGUGAAGGCAUGUGUUCUUACUCUGAGCUAAGGCCCCUGCCCAUAAGAGAAGGAGAUGGAUGUGAUCAGGUGAAGCACCAUUAUCUUGCUGCUUCUCCAGUUAAUAUUGUAUUCUCUUGAAGCCACAGGUGGCAUGCAGGCCAUGAACAGAAGAAGCCCAGGUCAGACCCAGGUAUCCCUCUCAUUCAUCAUCCUGUCUGUAGACAUUGGCCAGCCAGAUACCACAGGGGCAUUCCCAAGCAGGGCUUGAUGGAGGUUACUCUUUUGGCCAUCAUUACCUGUAGCCACCAGUGAGCCUGUCCUGCUUGUAAUUAUUUUUAAUGCUGCGGAUAAUCAGUAUAAUUCAACUAAGUUUAACUCUGAGUAGACCUAACUUACUCAUGCUCAUUAAUUUCAAUGGUUCUACUCUGAGUUUAAUACCACCCAAUAUUGCUCUGGUUUCUCUUCAGUUUGUAUAAAUAUUCUGAAGUGGUCAGUCCUGCAGGUUAAUUACUUAAUUUCCUGUCAUAUGAAAAUAUUUCCUUUCCUUGCAAACACGUUCAGUUCUCCUCAGUUACCUCAGUGUUAGUGUGUGGUUCCCCGCCCUCCUUUACUCACUCCAACCUGACUUCUCUGUGGUGGGGUUAUGCAUUUAUCAAUCCACUUUCUGGAUAUUUAAAGCACUUUGCACUGUCCGAGUUGCUGAUAUUGGAUAUUAAAUUAAAUUAAAUUAAAUUAAAUUAAAUUAAAUUAAAAUAAAAUAAAAUAAAAUAAAAUAAAAUAAAAUAAAAUAAAAUAAAAUAAAACAAAACAAUACAAUACAAUACAAUACAAUACAAUACAAUACAAUACAAUACACAAUACAAUACAAUACAAUACAAUACACAUAUGCUGUCUUGGAACAAAAAUCCCACAAGGUAUGCCAGUAUUAUGGUUCCAUAGAGCUGAACUGUAUUUUAUACUUGACAUGGGGCUGCUGCCAAAAAUGGCAACCUUGUGUCAAUGUUCUCCAUGAAGCAUAGGAUCAUUGUGUAGUGUCUUGACAUCAUCAUUUCAAUUCAUUGGCUGCCCCAGUAGGGGUGAGAAAACACAUGAUGUUAUCACAAGAAUUCAUAAUAUCGUAGAAUUGUGGAGUUUGAAGGGACUUUAAGGGUCAUCACGUCCAAUCCUCUGCUAUGCAGGAAUCUCAGCUAAAACAUCUGUAACAGAUGGCCAUCCAAUCUCUGCUUAAAAACCUCCAAGGAAGGAGAGUCCACAACCUCCUGAGUGAAUCUGUUCCACUGCUGAACAGCUCUUACUUCAUGUAGAGAAAUUCAUGCAGAGGUACUGCUGGAGAUGUCUAGAGUCUCCUGUUCUGAGACUAAGAUAGUUAGCAGUUUGAGCCUACUUAAAAAGCUCAGAGCUGAAUUUGGGAUCUUUGUGGUAGCCACUACUCUAUGCUAAUUCCCAAGGAAUCAAAUGCUUAAUAUACAUGAGAUAUUUAUUGUAUAUCCAAACAGACAUAUAUGACAUUAGCAGCUUUUUCUCUGAACUCCAAGUGAUCCUUUAAAUUUCUGGUUUGUGUAUUCUGUCUCAUUAAAGAGCAAUUUUUAAUCCUUCAUUCACUGUUGGCUGUGGCCCUCAAACAUCUUAUUACUAGACUAGCCCUGUGGACGCUGAUGGGACUCCUCCAAAGUGAGUGCCUGGAGGCUAGUAGCUAUGAUAUAGUAUCUGACUGGAAAACCUCUGGGAAACACUUAAGGUUUCCUAUUUCUAGGCUCACAUGUAGAGGGAUUUUGUGUUAUGCCAUGCCCUUCAUGGCAGCCACACCCCUGUGGCAGCCAUUUUGUGAGCAGUGCCCAUUGCAUUUUCUCAACAUUCAGAAUGUGCCCAUUGGUCCAAAAAGGACAGCAGUCCCUGAUUUAAAUAUUUUACUUAAAUGUUUUAUUUCAUUUUUUUAUAUGCAUUUGUUUUUUUUUAAAUAAUAUUUAUUACUUUUCCAAAAAAUUUAAACACUAAAAGAAAAAAAACCAAUACAAUACAAUACAUUCAACUUAACAAAACAAAAGAAAAAUAAAAUAAAUCAAACAGUUUCAUUAUCCCAUCUUUCAUUCACUUAUUUCCACGACCUCCUCACACCUCCCUUUUUGUUUUCCACUUCUAUUAAUUAUUUCAGCAAUUCCUUUUCAUCUUCCUCUGUUUUCUAUCCUAUAAUUAUCUUAACUCAUUCUAACCUUAUUUUUUCCUUUAAUACUCUAUUAAUCUAUUUAUACUUAAUUCCUUAUAACAUUUUUACUAAAGCCAUGUAACUUCAUUCCAACAUUUUUCUAACAUUCAUUGAUUUUACAGUAUUUCUGUAGAUAGUCUUUAAAUUUUUUCCAGUCUUCUUCCACCAACUCUUCUCCCUGGUCUCGGAUUCUGCCAGUCAUUUCCGCCAAUUCCAUAUAGUCCAUCAACUUCAUCUGCCAUUCUUCCCGGGUGGGUAAAUCUUGUGUCUUCCAAUAUUUUGCGAUGAGUAUCCUUGCUGCUAUUGUUGCAUGCAUAAAGAAAGUUCUAUCCUUCUUUAACACCAAUUGGCCGACCAUGCCCAGGAGAAAGGCCUCUGGUUUCUUCAGGAAGGUAUAUUUGAAUACCUUUUUCAUUUCGUUAUAUAUCAUCUCCCAGAAUGUCUUAAUCCUUGGGCAUGUCCACCAAAGAUGAAAGAAUGUACCUUCAGUCUCGUUACAUUUCCAACAUUUAUUAUCGGGCAGAUGGUAGAUUUUUGCAAGCUUGAGUGGUGUCAUGUACCACCUAUAAAUCAUUUUCAUUAAGUUUUCUCUUCGGGCAUUACAUGCCGUAAAUUUCAUACCUGUGGUCCAUAACUGUUCCCAGUCAGCCAUCAUUAUGUUAUGUCCAACAUCUUGUGCCCAUUUAAUCAUUGUUGAUUUCACCGUUUCAUCCUGAGUAUUCCAUUUCAACAGCAAGUUAUACAUUUUUGACAAAUUCUUAAUUUUGGAAUCUAACAAUUCUGUUUCCAAUUUUGAUUUUUCCACCUGGAAACCAACUUUUUUGUCCAAAUUGUAUGCCUCCAUUAUUUGAUAAUAAUGGAGCCAGUCUCGCACUUUAGUUUUCAGUUUUUCAAAGCUCUGCAAUUUUAUCCUGUCUCCAUCUUGAUCCAGAAUUUCCCAAUAUUUCGGCCAUUUGGCCUCCAUAUUGAGUUUUUUCUGUGCCUUCGCUUCCAUUGGAGACAACCAUCUUGGGGUUUUCUUUUCUAACAAAUCUUUAUAUCUUAUCCAAACAUUAAACAGUGCUUUUCUAACAAUAUGAUUUUUGAACGCUUUAUGUGCUUUUACCUUAUCAUACCACAAAUAUGCAUGCCAACCAAAUACAUUAUUGAAACCUUCUAAAUCCAACACGUCAGUGUUUUCAAGAAGCAGCCAUUCUCUCAGCCAGCAAAAAGCUGCUGAUUCAUAAUAAAGUUUGAGGUCUGGCAGGGCAAAUCCACCUCUUUCUUUAGCAUCAGUUAAUAUCUUAAAUUUUAUUUGAGGCUUCUUGCCCUGCCAAACAAAUCUGGAAAUAUCUUUCUGCCACUUCUUGAAACAAUCCAUCUUGUCCAAAAUUUGUAAUGUUUGAAACAAAAACAACAUCCUUGGCAGCACAUUCAUUUUUAUCACAGCAAUUCGGCCUAACAGUGAUAACUUCAAAUUUGACCAUAUUUCUAAAUCCUUUUUCACUUCUAUCCAACAUUUUUCAUAAUUAUCCUUAAAUAGAUUCACAUUUUUGGCAGUCAUGUUAACCCCUAAAUAUUUCACUUUCUUAACCAAUGUUAGUCCAGUCUCUUCCUGAAACUUUUCUCUUUCAUUCACAGUUAAAUUUUUCUCUAAAACCUUAGUUUUCGUCUUAUUCAGCUUAAAACCUGCUACUUCUUGAAUCAGUUCCAAUACUCUUUUUGUACUGGAUUCUGGCUCCUGUAAGGUCAAUACUAAAUCAUCAGCAAAUGCUUUUAGUUUAUACUGUUUAACUCCCACUUGUAUACCUUUAACCUCUUGGUCCUUUCUUAUCAUGUUUAACAGAACCUCAAGGACCGAUAUAAAGAGCAGUGGAGAAAUUGGGCAGCCUUGUCGUGUCCCUUUCUCAAUCUUAAACUCUUCUGUCACUACAUUGUUCACAAUUAAUUUUGCCUUUUGUUCUGAAUAAAUUGCACCUAUACCAUUUUCAAAACCUUGACCUACCCCCAUCCCCUGUAGAUUCUUCUUCAUAAAGCUCCAGGAAAUGUUGUCAAAGGCUUUCUUCGCGUCCACAAAUAUCAAAACAGCCUUAGUUCACUUGAAGUUAUUCACUUGAAGUUUUUCUAGAAUAUUAAUUAUAUUCCUCAUAUUAUCAGACAAAUGUCUACCCGGGAGAAAGCCCACUUGGUCUGUAUGAAUUUCUUCUACUAACACCUUUUUUAAUCUUUUAGCCAAAAUAUCUGCAAAAAUUUUAUAAUCCACAUUUAGCAGCGAUAUGGGGCGGUAGUUCUUGAGCUGUGUCUUUUCAGUCUCUGUUUUCGGUAUAAGUGUAAUGUAAGCUUCCUUCCAUGACUCUGGUGCCUUUCUCCUUCCAAUAUUUCAUUGCAGACUUCCUUCAAUGGUUGUAUUAACCAUUCUUUCAAAGAUCUGUAAUAUCUUGAAGUUAAACCAUCUGGUCCUGGAGAUUUACCUAGUUGCAUGUUCUGGAUAGCCCCUUCCACCUCCUGGUCCGUUAUUUUAUAAUUCAACAUUAAUUGUUUCUCCUGAGAGAUUUUGUGUAGUCCAUUUAUUUUCAAAAAUCGAUCAAUGUCCAUUUCUUUCUGCUUCUCCUGUGUAUAGAGUUGUUUAAAAUACCUCUGGAAACACUUCCUAAUCUCCACUGAGUUCUGUAUAUUUUUUCCUUCCACUUCCAAAUUCGUAAUAGUGUUGAGUUUUUGUCUUUUCCUCAUUUGCCAGGCCAACAAUUUCCCACAUUUAUUUGCCGAUUCAAAGGUCUUUUGCCUCAUCUGUUUAAUCUUCCAUUCUAUUUCCUGAUUCAUCAGCUUCACAUAUUGUACUUGAUAUUACUUUAUCUCUUUCAAAAUCUCCUGUGACUUUGGUUUUGCUCUCAGUUUCUUCUCUCCUUCCUCUAUCUUUCCCAAGAUUUUAUCCUUUUUUUCAUUCUGAGUUCUCUUCUUAAUUGCGUUCUGUUAUAUUAGGAAUCCUCUCAUCACCGCUUUGCUUGCAUCCUAAAUUACUCUUUUUUCCACUGUAGUAUUCAUGUUUAUCUCAAAGUAAUCUCUUAGAGUUUUUUGGGCCUUCUUGGUCACCUCUUCAUUCCUAAACAAAGUGUCAUUCAUCCUCCAUCUAAAGGAACCAAUUGACGUCAAUUUCAUUUCCAUCUUCACCACAUUAUGGUCAGAACAAGUUUUGGGGCGAAUCUCCACUUUGCUGAUCUUCAGAGCCAGUCCCCUGGUUACCCAGAUUUGGUCAAUUCUUGUCCAUGUCAUUUUAGCCUCAGAGAAGAAAGUUCCCUCUCUUCCCAGAGGGUUCUUCAUUCUCCAAAUAUCAACUAAGUCCAUAUUUUCAGUCAUGUCAAAAACUUUUUGGUAGUCUACCAUCUUUGGUGACUACCUGUCUCUGUGCCUUAUCCAUAUUUGUAGACACCACUCCAUUCAUAUCUCCCAUCAAAAUCAUAUUAUAGUCCAUAUAAUCCAUCAGAGUCUCAUGUAACUUCUUAAAGAAUUCCGAUUUUCCUUCAUUUGGUGCAUAAAUACCUAGAAUCAAGAAUUUCUCUCCUUGUGAUUGAAUUUCAAUUGCUACGAAUCUUCCUUGAUCAUCUUUAAAUAAGAAUUUCGGUGAUAGGCUCUCCUUUGCAUAGAGGGCCACUCCUCUUUUUUUAACUUUGUCUGAUGAAAUAAAUUCUUGGCCCAAUCUUUUAUUACUCAAUAUCUUCCUGUGUAGCCUUAUCACAUGUGUUUCUUGUAAACAAAUUAAGUCCAAAUGUUCUUUUUUCAAUAAAUGAAAGACUCUCCGCUUUUUUUCUGGGGAGUUCAGUCCAUUUACAUUCCAGCUCAAGGCCUGCAAUGCCAUCAUGUAAUUACGCUGAUGUUCCUCCAACUGCACCCAAUAUUUGCUCUUCUUCUGUUGGUGGUAAUGGUAGCACGUUCACUGGGGAGUCCAAUCCAAAAGACAAUGUUGAUAUAUCCAAUAUUCCCCUGUUUGGUGAUCUCCUGUCCGAUGCUCUCUGCUCUGGUCCUCUAUCUGGUGAUCUUCUGUCCGAUACUCUUGGCUCUUUUCCUAGUCCCUUCUGCAGAUCUUCUUCAUAUUUGUUCAGAAACUUCACUUUAUCCUCUACUGAUCUUAUUUUUAUUUUCCUACCUUUGAACCUGAAAGAUAAACCUUGGGGAAACUCCCACCUAAAAAUAAUUUUAUUCUUUCUCAGCAGGGCAACAAUAUCUCCGUAGUCAGGCCUAAGAUCCAAAAGAUAUUUCGGGAUGUCUUUAAAAAUUACCACUUUUAACUGUUGUACUUCUAGGUUCUUCUGGUAGUGCCAACCCAAGAUUCUAUCUCUCUCUUCUUUAGUUCGAAGGGUAAUCAAGCAGUCUUUUAUUGUAUUCUUCUCUUUUUUCCCUCCUUUUCCAAAUCUAAAGGCCCUCACAGUUUUAAACUCUUCUUGUCCCAAGUCCAAGUCCCAAAAGUCAGCAAAUUCCUGUGUAAGAAAGUCUAUCAAACUUUCCUUCUCCUAUUCAGGUAGGCCUCUGAUCCUUAGAUUCGUCUGUUUUUCUUUAAAUUCAAUCAUAGCAAGCGUCAACUUAUGUUCGUCAAGUUGCCUCUGUAGGGCUGGGACUCUCUCUCUCUCUCCAGUUGCGUUACUUUGCAUUCAGCAGCAGCAGCUUUCUCCCUAGCUUCCUCCGCAGUCUGCCGUAUCAGAGUGGAUUCCUGUAUCAAUUUCUGAAUAGUUUCUGUAUUAGUAUUCACCUUUAGUCCCAGAUUGUUUAUGCUUUCCGUAUUUAAGUCAAAUCUAGUAGUUGCAGCAUCCACUUUCUUAUUAAGCUGUUCCAAUGAAUCAUUUAUCUUACCUAAUGCAACCGCUAGUACCUCUUCUGGCAACAUUCCUCUUGAUUUUGGUUGUGCUGAUAUAGACACAGCAGCAGCCGGAGGAGUAGGGUCUGGUAUUGAACUUCUCCUAGGUUGCUGCCUAAUCUUCCCAGACCUUAAUGUUUUUUCAGCAGUUGACAGAUCUGUUUUUUCCUUUCCAUUUGCCAUAACACUUAAAAGAUUCAAGGUCAAUCCCAGAGUCUCACAGUUUUUUUAUCUUGCAGCUGGAAAUUCCCCCAGCCCAACUCUUAUAAAACUCUUGUAAAACAACCAGUUUCAAAGGCUUCCACUGGGGGAAACAUUUUCUAUUUAUGUUAUUUUGUAUUAGUCAAUAAUGUCCUCUUUUAAACACAGUUCAGACAAUCCAAAGUUAGUUUCAAUUUUCUGUUACUUUUUUACUCCUUUUUAGAAACAGCCAGAGACUGUAAAAACAAUGUAUUCUCUUACUUAGCUAGCUGUCAGUGAACGUUCUAAACGCUGUCAAUGGACAUUCCAAAAGACGUCAGUCCUACUAGCAGCCUGUUUCCAGGGUCAGAGCGGCGGUAUUCUAGCUCUCUUCACUCUCUCCUGCAGGCAUACUCAGUCCAGAACUUCCCCCCCUCUUCUCCUGCCCCCGAGGGGGGGUUAAAUGUUCUUUACCGUUGAAAGUUUAGUCUUUUACCAAAGGCUUUCCAAGGCUUCAGCUUGCAGCUUCAUUGCGUCAGUCUAUUUACAAAAGGGGAAGGCGGACUUCCUGUAUUGAAGCUCCCCGCUUCGAUACCAAAUUAUACGUUUAGAAAUCCAAUUCUCCCGUUUCAGCUCUACUCACGGGUAAUUACUUUAGAGUCAAAUUGUCCACAGGAAAAAGUCAGCGCUCUCCGGCAACGGCUGUGCGGCUUCGCUCCGUGGAAGAAGCAGACGAUUCGAAGCACCGCGCCACUCACCCCACGUCGCUCCAGAGCCCCGAAAUCGGGGUUCCCCGCGAGUAGGGGAGGCGCAGAAGGUGCCCGCCGAAUCCCACGUUCACAGGCUUCUCCCGCCUGUGAUUUUUUGCAGGUCUCCGCCUUCGCCGUGGUGGCCAGACCCAAUUUCUCACGGGGCAAAUUCCUCCCGGUCAGAGGAAUUCCGCCAUUGCGGAUGGCGCCAACCCGGAAGUCCCUAUAUGCAUUUGUGUUCAAAGACCUUCUGGUACGGUACAGAUUUUAAAAAUCUACACCAUGAAAUAAAUAGAAAUGAGAUUCUAGUGCAGUCUGUUAAUCAAGUUAUUGCCCAGCCCAUUAAUUGCAUCUGUGCAAGGCCCAUUGAACCAAUUAAUCUAUUUGAAGAAUUUAUAAGCCACUCAUUAUUUAAAAAUAUCAUGGCAGUGUACAAUAAAUCAUUAAAUACAAAGUUCAGACAAUAAGGAUACAUUCAAACCAGCAUGAGUAAUUUCCAACAAUGCUGCCCUAAAAAAGCCAGGGUGAAUAAAAAUGACUUAAGGAGGUACUUAAAAGAACGAGUGGCUGGCACUGCCCUCGUUUCCAGGGGGAGCUUAGUCCAAAGUUACCACAGCAAAAGAUCUGCCUCAGGUCUAAACCAAUUUUGGGGUGUGUUGCACCCAUAAGAGGGCCUCACUUGAUGACCUAUGGGGUAUGAGCAGGAUGACAUAGAAUGAUGUGAGGUUGUACAGCAGCAGCACUUGGCGGUUUAUACCAAAGGCUCUGCUCUUGGGAAAGGCAAAUUCUGUGAGAAGAAACACCAAAUAUUGGGACCUGCAAAGGGCAGACCCUGCAUUCUCUCAGGAGCUUGUAGACUGAAUAAUUGAAAAUAGAUCAUAACAUUGUAAGCUGUAUAAUCAUUGCCAGGGUGAUGGCUCAUCCCCUGCCCUCCAAGCUGCGGUUGCUCUUGCUUGUUUUCAGUUUUCAUUUUAAUAGAGCUGUUCUGCCCUAGAGCAGUUCUAAGAAAAAGAGCAGUUAAAAAAUUAAAAAUCCACCCUUCCUUCUUUCAUUUUGACUGAUGGAAAUAAAAUCAGAGUAAGAGGUGUGGCAGUAUAUGGUACCUUAUGAAACAUCACUACAUACACAUAAAAAGCCACCACCUGGUUGCACAAUGCGCUUUAGCUGGGUAACAUGCAGUUUUAUAUUGGAUUUACUUCCCUUAUCUGAUUAGCCUGAUAGUCUAAAUUUAAUGAGGAAAAACUGGGGGCUGCCAGUUGGAUGAGGAAGAUAUUACAUGCAUAAUAUACACACAAGUAGCUUCAAAUCCAUAUUAAACUCCUGUGUGGAUGAGCCCUAACAUAGCUACGCCUCUGUAAAUUGUUAUACUUUAAGUAUGUCUUUGCAACCAAAAGGGCCAGAAACCUAUGGGUUUUAAGAAUAUAUAAAUAUAAAAGAUGAAAUUGUCAAGAAACUGAACUCUGCGCCCAGGAGCAAAUUCUAUGCUCUCAGAAGUGUAGAAGUACCCAGAUUGUGCCCAGCAGUUCUGAGGCUGGGAGUUGCACAUAUUACUGAAAAAUGUUGCCUCUCCUCUCCUCUCCUCUCCUCUCCUCUCCUCUCCUCUCCUCUGCAGAAAAGAAAACUGAUAGAGGCUUGGCCAGUGAAUCCCUAAACCUUCCUGUUCUGCAACCCCCACUCUCAAUGACACAGGUAAGGAGUCACAAAUCACUCUGGAGAGCCAGUGCUCAAGUGCAGGGGUGGGGAACCUGUGACCCUCCAGAUGUUGUUGCUGGACUUCAGUUCCCAUUGGUCCCAGCCAGCAUGGCUAAAGGACAGGGAUUGUGGAAUUUGUGGUCAGGCUACAUGUGGAUGGCUGCAGGUUCCCCCUCCCUGUUCUAGCACUGGGCUGAGCAUUUGAGGAGCUUCCUGGGGAGCUUCCUUUCUGCUCCCUCCUCUUGAUUAAAGCUUGUGUCCAGUUAUUCAGAUUCAUUUACAGUUUGCUCUGUCCAAACUUAUCUGCCAAGAUAAGAAACAAGCUCCAUGACUUAUUCAUCACUGCAACAGUGUUGUGAGUUGAAACCAGUAAAUGCAGUAAUACAGUGGUACCUUGGUUUUUCCAAAUGUAAUCUGUUCUGGAAGACCGUUCGAGUUUUCGAAACAUUUGAAAACCAAAAACUCAAAAUGGAAGCCUCAAAACGGAAAUCUCAAUACGGAAAACUCAGUACAAAGGCCACAUUUCCGGUUCAACUUCCGAGGCGUGUUCAAAAACCAAAGCAUUUACUUCCAGGUUUACGGCGUUCGAGUUCCAAAAUGUUUGUCAACGGAGAUGUUAAAAAACUGAGGUACCACUGUACUUAAAUACUAAAUUCAAUACAGUGGUACCUUGGGUUACAUACGCUUGAGGUUACAUAUGCUUCAGGUUACAGACUCCGCUAACCCAGAAAUAGAUCCUCGGGUUAAGAACUUUGCUUCAGGAUGAGAACAGAAAUUGUGCUCCGGCGGCGCGGCGGCAGUGGGAGGCCCCAUUAGCUAAAGUGGUGCUUUAGGUUAAGAACAGUUUCAGGUUAAGAACGGACUCUGGAACGAAUUAAGUACUUAACCCGAGGUACCACUGUAUAUGCUUCUUUAUAACCAAUGUGGUGAUCUGCAGUUGAGGCUGAAGGCAAAUGAAAGUCCAAUUUGGAAGAGUCCUCAGUGGUCCUGUCCUGGUGGAAACGGGCUGGUUUGUAGCAGGUUUGUAGCAGAAGUGCGGGUUGGCUAGCUCUUAAAAUGUUCCCAAGAACCUGCUUCUCCAGAUACAGUGCUUAGUUCUUAAAGAGCACUAUCACCUGCCUUGUAACAGUUACUGUUCCACUCAUGCCAUGUUGAUGUUAUCUUUGUAUUUUGACAGUGCUAACAUAUCUAGCUAAGAAUUUUUGAUGUCCUCAUUGGAAUCCACACCUUCCUUUUCCAUAAUGUAAUAUUUUAUUUAUAUACCUAUUUUUACCUCACAUUUUAUCUUAUCUUAUAUUUUGUUUGUUUGAAAGUUUCAUAUCCUACCUUUCAAUCAAAUGACCUACAAAACAGCUUAUAACACAUUAAAAUUAUACAAAAAUUACCUAGCAGCCUUUUUUAUCUGUGGCUGCUGAUGGAGCCCAUAGUGGCCUUAGCCUUGUUUCUGGAGUUCCAGGCCAACUUUUCCUACAAAUUGGCACAGAUUAAUCACAUGUAUGACAGAAGGACGGAAGAGGGAAGACAUGGGAGAAGGCUCUCUGGCCUAUUCCAUCUCAUGCAAGUCUUGCUAAACUAGGGGUGGUGAGCUCUUGAGCCAGAUGUGGCCCAUAAAGCUAUUUUUAGUGAUCUGCUGGCCCUCUGCCAAAACCAUUGUGGGGGAAGUCCUCUUCUCCCUCUGGUGCAGUGCCAUUACAACAGGAAAAAGCAAGGAGAUCUAAGAUUGGAGCUUCCCUCUGCUUGUUUUUCUACCUCAUGUUGCUUGUCAUCCGCACAGCAGUGCUGGGGUAGGAGGAGAAGAGGAAAAUCAAGGUGAAGGAGAGCCCUUUUCCCCUGGAACCACACAGGCAACGCAGCAGUGGGGGGAAACUGGCCCGGCUGGGUGUCUGCCCACCAACCACCUUGGCAUGCAGCCUUGGGGGGGGGGGCAAUCUUCAGCCCUUGGGCUGAAAAGGGUUAGUUGCCCCUAACUAGCUCAUUCCAGUGCUAACUAGCCCAUUCUGCCAAGGCAAAAAGUGUAGGCACAACAGCAAACCAAAAUAAAGUCCCUAAACCAGUUGUGGGAAUACUGUUGUAUAUUUCUAUGCUACAAGAAAUGGGAUGUGGGCAUCUAGGACUUAAAAAAAAAUUACAUUUGUAUUAAUUACAUAAAAAGGACAUAUGAUAUUUUUAUAUCCAGAAUAAUCAAUUUUUCAGUAUUUUGCCAUAUAUCUAAAAUAUAUUUAGUACCGUAUUUGAAAUAUUAAACUUGUUGCUGGACAUUUUCUUCAGGUUUAGCUCUAUUCUGUUCAAUAAAACAAGUCUAAGGUUACAGUUCUGCACACACUUACCUAAGGAUAAAUACCACUGAAUUCAUCAGGACUUAUGUCUGAGUAAACAUGCAUAAGACUGCAUUGUAAGUUUUAUUUUAAAAAAAUUGGUAGUGUGUGCUUAGGUCUGGACACUUGAAGGACUGCCUCAUGUCCUGUCAAAUUGUCAUCAGGGCCUCUGAGGGGAGAGGACCUUUUCAGUGGCUGCCAACAGGCUUAGAUUCUCUUGCCUGAGAGAUCCACCUGCAUUCCCCCCUUGCAGAUGGUAAGGACUCCUGUAUUUCAGAAGCCCUUUAAUAAUAUGGCAGGUUAAACUACCUGUUGUCUGUUGCCACUGGUAUUUGUUGUGUGCUUGCUGCUUCUGUUUUAGGUGGUUACACUGCUCUCUUGUGUUUUAGUAUUAUAGAGAACUUAAAAAAAAAAUCUAGGUGUUUUGAUUUUAUUAGGUGCCUUGGUAAUUUGCAGAGAAGGGUGAGAGAAAAAUGCUUUUAAAUUAUUGGUUUUCAGCCAGUGAGCCAUGGCACCCUGGGGUGACUUGAGGAACAUUCAGGGGAUCUCCAGGAGGGCAUCCUUUCAUUAACUUGCAACCCAUACCUUCUUCCUGCAUUGUCUCCCUCUCUUUCUUUCUGAGGAACAUUCAGGGGAGCUGGCAGCUUUAACUUCCAGCCCAUUAUCUUCCCAAAAUAAAACAGUAGCAAAAAAGUGGGGAAACACUUUUGCAUGACUGUCUAUCUUCUUAGUAUCAAACUUUAUUUUGGUCACAAACCAGCAUAAAAUAAAGCAUACAUAUUUUUUAUCUUCUUAAAAUCUCUUCCCCCAUCCAAAACCAAAAAUCCUUCCAGCUUCAGUAACCAACAGUUCCUUAGCUUUACAGGGAAGGCUUGAGAAAUGCAAGAAAAUAGCUAAGUAGCUUGAUGGUGUGUGUGCUCUAUAAGGAGGGAUUUAAAAAUAACCCUGAAAGUGUGGAGUGUUUUCUGUGUUUCUCUUUCCUUCUACCCCCAACAUCCCUCCCCCCUUCUUCUCUACUUCUCCCUUCAGGCAACCCCCCUCUGCCUUAACAGUCACCCAGCUUUAUGGGGACAGGGAGAAUUUAUAUUUUUAUGACUUCAAAAACGGGACAAAUUGGGGGCCAAAGAGGACAGGGGACUCUGUGUCCCCAAAAUGGGACUCUCCUGUAAUUAUAAGGGACAGGUGGCAAUCCUACUUUAAUGUGACCUCUGUGUUCCCCUUUAUUUAAUAGAAUUAUUUUUUUAAAGAGAAAGGGUUCUCUCAUUAUCAAGAUCACUAUUUUUAAUAGGUUUAAUCAUUUUUAUUAAAUACAGAAGGCACAUACCUGUAUGAACACACACUCCCCUGAAACAUAAAUGAAGAAGAUCACAGGGAUACUUAAAACAAUAACGGACAGCAGGGGUGGAUAACCCCAGUAUGGGGGCCUGAUGAGCCACUCACAAGGACAUGUCUUGUCCCCAAGAUUCUACCAUUUUUGGUAGUGGUGGCAAAAAGAAAUAAAUCACAGCAUUGGGGAGGCCCAGGAUUAUUAAACUGCCCAGUCCAGCCCCUGAUGGGAAUACAAAUUGUCUUCUCUUGAGUAAUCAGAUCAGUGCUUUGAGCAGAGAGGGGCCUCUGUAUAUUUCCUGACAUGCCUGGGGUGUGGGGUGGCCACACCCAUGGCUUGCAUGCAGUCCAUGAGGAGGAGGAGGAGAAAAGAUUAGCCACCCCUGAUUUAACAACAACAAUCUUUAUUACGGUCCAGAGACCCAACAAAACAUUACAAAUCAAUACACAGCCCAUACAGCCUACCUCCAGGUUAAUCAAACAUUUUGUUUAGAAUAUAGGGCUCAUUUGUUCUUUCAACCACCGAUAAAAACUUUGCCACUGCCAACGUUCUAGCUUUUGUCCGGUCUUCCAGUAGGAACCUGACAUAGUGAGCCUCUGAUUUUCCCGGGAAAGUCACCAGCAAGGGUAGUAUCAGUUCAGCCCUGGCCUGCUCAUACUUCGCACAAUGCAACAAAAUAUGAUUUAUGGAAUUGAUGUCUUGAGCACACGAGCAAAGUCUGUCCUGGUAGGGAACUCCUCUCAACCUACCAUCCAGCACUGCAGAGGGGAAGACAUUUAGUCUGGCUUUGGUGAAAAGCCUUCGAUACUUAGGUACUGUCAGGUUUUUGAUGUAAGAUGUUAACUCAAAGACAUACCCAUAUUGAACUCCUGCUGCCAGCGGACUACAGACUGCGUGUGAUCGAGAUCGCAAGUCACUGUGUGCAUUGUCCCAUAAUCUUUGCUUUAAAACCUUUUGGGUGCCUUCAUAACCCAGGUAAUACAGUUGGGGGGGGGGGGAGACCAGUAGAGGUGGCUUUUUUAGUAAUGGUUUUCUGCCAUUUGCUGACAAAUUCCUCAUUGGUCAAAUGUUGGUACAGACCCUUCCCUAGAUUAAACACUGAAAUCCUGAGCCAAUGUUUUAGGGCAGCCCACCACGCUCUAGCUGAAAUUGGGCAUUCACCAGCUUCCAACAGAAGUACGGAGUUGGGGACGCAGUUAGGUACCUGCAGCAGAGAUCGUAUAAAUUUUGCCUGAAAGCCAUCUAGCUUUGGCAGGUCCCCAUUAUGCCAGACAUUUGCUGCAUACAGGAGUUGGGAAACGGGCUUUGCGUUGAAAACCCUUAAGGCUGCUGGAACAUAUUUGCCGCCCUUUGUGAAGAAGAAUCUAUAUAUGGCUAGCUUUGUAAUCUCCGCCUUUUGAAGGGAGGUUUGCCAAUGGUGCUUCCAAGAUCCUGUAUGAUGGAAUGUGAGCCCUAGGUAACUGAAGUAUUUUACCUGUUCAAGGUUAUGGCCAUCCAGCACCCAUUUAGACUGGGAGAAACACCCCCCCCCCCCCCGAUUUAAAGUUUGACAGCUACAGCAUAUCGAUCCCAUAAACCAUCUUUUCUUAACUGCAGUAUACUUAAUAACUAGACUCCAUUGUUUGCUUCACAAUGAUUAGAUGCAGUAGGAAACUGAUUUAAAGAAGCCAUGAUGUCAUCACCAAAGCUGUGCAUGGACACACACUGGCCGCCUGUGGGCAACAUGCUAAGCCAUGGUUUAACAUUCUGGGAAUAAACCUUGGUGCACCUUGUGCUCCCACAUGCCUUCCUCUCUCUCUUCCACCAUUGCAGCCACAAGGGGGUGUUUGGAAGCUUUUGCUUAAAUUUCAUAGCCAUUUUCUCUCUUUUUCAAAAUUUUAUUUAUGCAUUUUCAAAAUUUCAAUACAUACAACUUACAGUUAUCUUUAAUUAUCCCAUAUCCCCUGACUUCCCCACCCAUCCCUCCAUGGCUUCCUAUUUGUUUCUUGUUGAGCUGCAUAUUCUUUAAUACCACCCAAUUUAAUUCUAUACAAUAUUCUAAUUGUUUUUAACUGCUGCUUAUAGGUCUAGCCCUACAUGGAAGUUUAUUUGACUAUUAUAUUUCUUUAAAUAUUCUCCAAAGUGUUUCCACUCCUCACGUAUAUGUGACUCAUCUUGAUUUCUUAUCUUCCCUGUCAUAAUUGCUCACUCCAUACAUUCGAUUAACUUAUUUUGCCAGUCCUCUUUUGUAGGGAUUCCUUUGUCCUUCCACUUUUGUGCAUAGAUUAUUCUAGCUGCUGUAGCUGCGUAGAGAAAAAAACAAAGUUCCCUCUUAGGAAUUUCACCAUCUGUUAUACCCAGUAGGAAAAUCUCUAUUCUGGGGGGAAAUGUCAGCCUUAACAUCUUUUUAAAUUCUACAUAAAUCAUUUCCCAAUAUUCUUUAGCUUGUUUACAUGACCACCACAUAUGCAUGAAGGUCCCCUGUAUCUUUUGGCAUUUCCAACAUAGUUUUGAUUAUUUUUUAUACAUUAUCACAAGUUUGCUCAGAAACCCGUUCAUAGCCAUUUUCUCAACAUGGUUGGUUCAGUUUUCUUUCCAGCAGCUUGCAAAUGUUGUUCUUGUAGCGACCAGAAGAUUUUCUUGCACCUGUUUUACAGAGAUUUAUAACUGUCCAGUAUGUUAUAUAGCUCUGAAUAUCUAUUUUUGUAGCACUCUCUUAAUUCAAACCAUCCACCAAUUGGGAUCCCUGUAUUAAUAAAAAAUUCCAAACGCCCUCUUUCAAUUUUACAUUGCAUAUAUGUUUCUCAUUUCUAUACAUGAAUUCUUUCUCCCAACACCCUAUCAAUGCCAUGCAAGAUGAUUUUUGAACACAUUUUUGCCUCAGCCUUGAAAUUUUUUCAGGGAAUGAAGUUUGUAUAAAUGUUGUAUCUUCUUUUUUGAGAAUUCAAUAAAUGCUGCAUUUGGAGAUAUUGAUAAAAGGAGAUAAACUUAAAUGUCAUAUUUAUUAUUAAAGUACUAUGGUUUUAAACAUACCACCAUGUACAAUUCAUUCAAACAAUUUAUACCUCACUCUUUAGAACUUUUUCUGACAAUUUUAGAACCAAAAUUCCUCAAAAAGAAAAAUAAUAUUCUUCCUAAAUUUUAGAAAUACUGAUUUGGUAAAUAAAAUACAAUGGACUAGGGCAGCGUUACUCAACCUGUGGGUUCCCAGAUGUUGUUGAACUACAACUCCCAUCACCCCUAGCUAGCAAGGCCAGAGCUCAGGGAUGAUGGGAGUUGUAGUCCAACAACAUCUGGGGAUCCACAGGUUGAGAACCGCUGGACUAGGGGAAGCAAGGGACUUAACUGCAGCAAAUCACAAAUCUGCUCUGCAAGGCAACACUCUUCCUGCUUUGAAUGGGAAACCCAGCCUGUCCCACACUUUCUCUGGAACAGUCCGGUUGGUAAGGCCAAUGACUUCUCAUCCUCCUAGGAUUUCUGCUCUUGCCUUCCCCACAUUCUCCUCCACUUUUCUUUUUUGUGUGGCAAAUAUUGUUUAAUAACACUUGUACUAGCACUCAAAGUGCUCAGGGUGGUAUGCACCUGGACAUGUCUCACUCUAUACCUCCGAACAGUCCUUCACUUGAGUGGCUGGCUCCACGUCUGGGAAACCAUCCCUGGCCAAUGCUGACUGGGGAUCAUUGGAGUUCUAGUUCAGCAACAUCUGGAGGCCCACAACUUGUCUAGUUCAAUGGAUAUGCUCCAUCCACUACACACUUCAAAUAUAUUUAUCUGAGAGCCAAUAAACUGAAACUCAAUCCAGAUAAGACAAAGGCACUGUGAGUAAGAGGUCCUCUAGACUGGAUGGAUGGGAGAUCCCCUGCUCUGGAUGGGGUUACACUCCCUCUGAAAGAGCGGGUACAUAGCUUGGGGGUUCUGCUGGAUCCUUUGCUGUCACUUGAGGCUCAGGUAGUCUCAGUGGCCUGGAGUGCCUUCCAUUAGCUUCAGCUGGUGGCCUAGCUAUGCCCCUAUCUGGACAGGGAUGACUCUGUUGCCUGCUUUGUUAACCUCUAGGUUAGAUUACUGCAAUGCAUUAUAGGUAGGGCUGCCUCUGAAGAUUGUAUAUCGUUAGGUACCAGGCGAAAAUGUUCCUCUUCAACCAAGCCUUUGACUGAUUAAUAUUCUGCAGCCUUUUAAAUGUGUUGGUGUUUUUUUUGAGGGGGGGGAGCUAUUGGUUUGUUGUUUUCGUUUUAACUAUUUAUUUGUGUUUUUAACUUGUACUUUUAUCUUGUGAACUGCCCUGAGAUCGUUCGGUGAAGGGCUGUAUAUAAAUCAAAUAAAUAAAUAAAAUACUUCUGGAUCCAUUGCUGUUGCUUGAGGCCCAGGUGGCCUCAGUGGAACGGAGUGCUUUCCAUCCGCUUCAAAUCGUGGCCCUGCUGUGCCCCUUUCUGGACAGGGACAGCCUAACUACUGUUGUCUAUGCUCCAGUAGUUUGGAUUCCUACAACAUGUUAUAGUUUCUGAGCCCAAUUCAAAGUGCUGGUUUUCCAGCAGCUCUGGAUCACAGUACAGUGGUACCUCGGGUUAAGAACUUAAUACGUUCUGGAGGUCCGUUCUUAACCUCAAACUGUACUUAACCUGAAGCAGCACUUUAGCUAAUGGGGCCUCCUGCUGGUGCCGCGCCGCCGCUGCCCAAUUUCUGUUCUCAUCUUGAAGCAAAGUUCUUAACCCAAGGUACUAUUUCUGGGCUAGCGGAGUCUGUAACCUGAAGCGUAUGUAACCCAAGGUACCACUGUACCUCAAGGACUGCCUCUCCCCAUCAACGGAGGCCCUUCUUUGUGUGCCCCCUCCAUGUGAGGUCUGGAGGGUGGCAACACAAGAAUGGGCCUUUUCUGUGGUGGCUCCUUGUUUGCAGAAUGCUUUCUCCAGGAAGGCUCAUCUAGUGCUUUCACUACAUAUCUUUAGGGGCCAGGCAAAAACAUUUUUCUGUAAUCAGGCUUUUGGCUGAUUAAACAUUCUAUGGUCUUUUAAAUUUGAUUGUGAGAGAGGGUUUAUUGGUUUGUUUAUGCUUUUGUUGUAUUUUGCUUUCCAAUUUUGUAUUUUUAUGUUGUGAACCACGCUGUGAUCUUUGGAUGAAUGGCAGUAUACAAAUUUUAAAAACAACAACAGCCACAACAACAACAUAAUUACUGCCACUCCAUGUUCCUUCUGGAAGGAGGUUAGGAUGUAAAUUUAAUUAAUAAAUAAAUAAAUGCAAUAAUAACUCAAAGGGGGCUUUUUUACAAUCAAGCAGUGUAUAAAUUUUAUGAAAUUGAUAAUACAUAAAUGAUAAUUUAGUAACAAAUUAAUUAAUUAGAAAAAUAGCCUCCUUAAAAAACAACUUGCCCAUUUGCAUUAGAUACAAACUGGAAGGAAAAUGUGGCCAAGUCCCAAGUGCUGGCAAAGUCCAGGCUCCCAGUUGGAGAAGCAGCAAGGAACCCAGAACAGAGGGAGCAGCAAGUCGGCCACGGAAGGCCUGGUAGCUUGCCUCAGUGAUGAGCUGCACAUGUGAGAGAAGGUGGGGAGUGGCAUGAGGUGACUCUGCAACUCACCUGAGCCCAGGACCAGGAGGAUUCUGGUCUGGUGCAAGUGUCCCUCUGAGUGAGCAGCUGUGGUGGCAGAAGUAGCGCCUGACCCACAGGGCUCCUGGCAGACAUUUUGCCCUUACUUUCUUUUAGGUGUAAACUGUAUCAUUAGACUAAAAUGCCAUGAAGAUUUUUCCCAAUCUAUGUUUAUGAAACAUUUUGCCAAGCAAAUGUACUCGUGGAGUCCCUAGCCCUGGAACUGUUUGAGAUUUGAUUAAUACAGUAUCUGUUGGAACAAUUGGUCUGGAGUUGAAAAUGGAGGGUAGACAAGGUGGCUAUUUUUCCUUUUCUGGUCUGCAACUGCUUGCAUAAAGUGUUCUGCGCUGCAAAGUGUAAUACACUGGUGGCAUUUCUUAACAUUUAGUAUGAGCAAAAAAGAGAAGUCCCUUGCAAUCAUAAUGAUGACCCCUUGAUGUUAGCAAGGUUUCCCAGCAGCUCCACAAAUGGUUGUGUUUAUUGCUUUGAAUAUAAAACCACAUUCUGCCAUUUUCUCUAUGUAUCUUUUCUUCUUCCUCACUUUGCCUAGAUUCCAGAACUCACUAUCACCACCAACUCCCCAGAAAAGAAGGAACCUUCUAAAGACAAUCUUGUGGAUUUCACCGAUUCCCCACAGGCACUUGCUUUCAAGGUCCAUCCCUCAUCUCAUGAGGAGCUGAAAGUGCCCUGGGGCUUGGUACUGGGAGCCGAAACCCUUCCCUUAGGGCAGUGGGAUGUGCCUGAGUUCAGCAAGUGUGACCUCACUACAGAGGGCUCUUUCAUGGAGGAAUGCAUGGAGGAGCAAUUGAGAAGGUACCAGGAGUUGCCCUACCGCUUGGAGGAAGAUGCCAUAGACCGGGAGCUGGAGCAGCUUUAUCUGUCCCACUUGAGCCGGCUCCGAGCAGAGGAGCUUGGAGGAAGAGAGGAGUGGGCUGAGGAAGGUUCAGGCAAUCCUAGCAGCCCUGCACCGUCUCUCAUUGCCUUGCGGCAGAGUGUCUUGACUGACCGUGACCUGAUAGUCAACUGGACAGGCCCCGAGAGAGCACUGAACAGCUCCCUGGCAGAGGAGAUCAUGCUGCACUAUGCCAAGCAGCGUGGUGAUGACUCCAGGGACAGUGAGGAGGAAGGAUGCACGCCAGGGUAUGCAACAAUGGCACCAUCUGAGUUGGUAGGACCAGGUCGUGAUAGUCCACCUGUCCUACUAGAAGGCUGCUUUCUAAACCACCUGGAAGAGGGAAAUGUCCAACGUGGCUUAUCUAAGGACUCUGACUCUCCUGUCAGCUUGAGAGUGGUGUCACCCAACACCUCACGACCUGCCACUCAGGAGGCCAUGGUGAUGCCUCUGGUAGUCCCAGCCCGGACACUAGUGCCCCUUCCACAGCGGUCCACAGAUCUGCUGUCCAGCCCUCUUGGUGCCCAUGGACAGAAAAAGAGUCAGGGCUUCUUGAUAGGGCAAGGUAGCCUUUGGUUGGGUGAGGGGCUUAAUGUCUACAAGCCUCCUGAAGCCAGUCCUGGUUCUCACAGUGAACUUGAAAAGAUCUUGACACGGUCCCUGCGGUUUCUCAGCCUCUUUGUCUUCCUGCCUGUGGUCUUCAGCAGCUGCAUGCCCCUCGUAGCCAUUAUGCUUUACCUCCUCCUGGACUGGUUCUCAUAGUUUGGCAUCUCUCUCUGUGAGGUGUUGGAAGGCCCGUAAGAGGACUGUCUGCAGCUUGGCUCCAUUCCUGUUUUCUUCUGAACAACCAUGGUUUGAUUGAGAGAAAGAGAGGGCAAGUCAAGUCCUCCUGAGAAAUCAUGGCAUGUCUUAGUUGCGGCUGCUUAUAAUUUUCCAAAGUUUAGUGCACUUUUCUUUCUUUUUGUUUUGUGAAAUCAUUUGAGGAUGAUUUUUAAAUGCAUUAUUUACAACCACCCAUGAGAAAAUUCCGAGGGCUAGCUCUAAAAGAUAGCAUGGCUGGACACCCCAUGAGUAGCAAAGAGCCUCCCAUCUCCACAACAUAUUGUUUUCCCUUGGCAUGAAACUCCCAAGAAGGGCAAAAGUAAUGUGAGAAAAUUCUUGGGUCGCCCACCCCUGCCACUUGAAAGAUAAAGGGACCAACUAAGGCUGCCUUGCCCAAAGGCCUGUCAAAUGCUAGAUCCAUUUCUGUGUGGUAAUGUUUCUAAUUUUUGUCAGAUAUGAAUUUGCAGGAGGCAUCUAUUUGCAGGAGGAAAGCAUUGCAUUUUUCUUCCCUGGAAAUAAAUUUCCUUGUUGGGGUUGGCAGACUUUAAUCUGAAUUUUUAAGCCUUCUCCUUUAUGGUGUUUGGCUUUCAAAGAUUGAAAUACCAAGCAUACAUACCUGGCAGGAGUAAGUCCCGUUAUUUAACAGGAGAAAGUAUACAAUUGCACUUUUAUACUUAAGAGAUGCACUAUGAACAGGUUUCAACUUGUUCCUUGUUUUGUUGGGGGGGGGACUUAUUGAAAAUAAGCAUUCACAUUUUUAAAGUCUAAUUUAAAUUUACCCAUGUCAGAUUUUUUUAAAGGGCCCUUUCUUAUUUAAAUCAUUUUUAAAAUGAAUUCAGUGUAUGCCUCCUCUGAGCAUAAUACUGCAGAGUAUGGCAACUAGAUUUCUGGGCAGGCUAAAUCUUGGAGGAAUCGUUGGUUAAGUACCAUUCAGAGUCCUUUUAGUAGAAAAGAUUAAUAAUAAUAAUAAUAAUAAUAUUGUCCCUUUAAACUUGCCCUUGGCCACCCAUAUGUGAGGGAAAAAAAGGCGAAUGGAGCAGAAAUAACCUAGCUGCCUCAGUUUCUAGAAUGCUUUUUUCAAGGGCUAAAAAUAAAACAAACAUACAAUAUAUGAAGAAAAUAUUUGAGUUGAAGUUACUCCACUCCUGCUUAAUCCUGAACCAUAGAGGAAGUUUUUAUAGCUCUUCCAGAAAGUAUAUAUGCUUGGACUUUUGACAGAUUAUGGCACCCAGUAUAGCAAUGUUAUUACUUCAGUUUAAAAAUAACAAGAAAAUGUCCAAACUUGCCCUCAAAAAAACCCUAGAAUAUUUGUAUUCUUGGGAGCGAGGAAAAUUGUAAAUAUUAUUUUUCAAAAUACCUUAGCAUAGUCCAGCAAGACAUUCUCCUGUGCAAAUGCCAGUGAAAUUUAAAAAAGCUUUUGUAUUCUUCUUUUUCAUUUCACUGAAGUUUCUGCAGGUGAACCUGGAUUGAGCCCUCAGUUCCCAUAAACUGGCAUUCCUGUUUUCAAAAAGGCAAACAUCAAGAUGCUUUCCAUUUCAAACAAGAUGGGAACCUUUUCAGUGUUCUGUCCACCAAACCCCUGCAGAAUUCAGCCGCUGCCAUUCCAGAUGGCUUGUCUAAAAGGUGCUGCAGACACAUUUCCUUCAUGCCACAAGCCUGAGCCACACCCGUUUCUUAAUGAGAUCCUCCAGACUCUGCUUUAAGGACUCCUUUCUGCUCAUGGAUCUACCCUUGCUUCUCUGCCACCAGCAGGGUCCAGUAUAGAGGACUACAGGAAAGCUGCCCUAAACAAAUGGCCCCCUAUUUAUUUUUGUACCUGGUGGGAAAUCCUGACCUUUUCUACCAUAGAACUAACCCUAAGAUAGAGAGUUUAUUUAUUAACCACUAGCAGUGCAAGUCCAGAGUGCUGGGGGUUGAAGAUGAAAAUAAUUUAUUAUUCUAUAUCAGUGUAUGUUUCUGCAGCAAAACAGUAGAUUGAAAACACUGUCUUCAUGUGCAAUAGGCUAAACUGGCAUUGAACCUGCCAUGAAAAGACAAGCCACUUUCAUGCUGCUAAACAUGCUUCAUUACUUCUCUUGAAUGUUGUACUCUCAACAGCUGCUGUGAUAUAGUUUGUGAGGCCUUGUGGAGGAAGAGGGAGGUGUUUGUGGGGGUUCUGAGGCCACUUCCCUCUGCUGAUCCAAACUUGGCCAUGCUUUCUCAUCCACUGGCAAAUAUUCUCAUGUAGGGAAUGUAGGUAUUUUUGGAAGGUGGAAGGUGGAAUGUUGCUUGUGCUUCGUGAAUGGAGAUUGGAGUCCAGUCCUGAUUUUACAGUCAUCAGUGGAAAAAUCUGUAUUCACCAAACAGAAGCUAAGUUCAGAAUGUAACUAACAGCUACAGCACUCUGUGUGUGUGUGUGUGUGUGUGUGCGUGUGCGUGUGCGUGCGCGCGCAUAUAUAUCUUUGUUCAGUUGUCCCAUGGUUAUGGUCUUUGUCCUUCCCAGGGGUGUAGGAAGGGGAGGCGGUGGGGGACGGUCCGCCCCAGGUGCUCUCACUGAGGGGGGUGACACUUGGCGCGCCACCCGCCUGCCCACGAGUCCCAAGCCUACCCCAAGCUGUUGGGGUGAGGCGGGGAGCUGCGCCGCUUUGCCAGCAACAUUCCCCCCUUCCCCCUUCAUUUUGACAGCUUGGGGGAGGCUUGGGAGUUGUGGGCGGGCGGCGGGCCAAAUGUCCGCCAUGGGCAGCUCGCUCUGCCCCCACAAGCGGUUUGCUCCGUCCCUGGCUGCAGGGCACACGCGCCACUCUGGGCACCCAAGCGGCUAUCCUGCGCCUGGGAGGGCACCCUCUGCGCCACGCCCCCCUCAGGAGCACACCCACCCUGGGCAGCGCGGGCAUAUGCUCCACCGCUAGUCCUUCCAACACUGGUUUCUCUUCUGCCUUAGCCAAUCUGUCUGCUUCCCCUAAUGGAGACCUACAAUAUGUCUGAAGACACCAGUUCCACCUCACAACAGUAUUUGAAGUCUUUUGAGCCACCCACCUGGCUGUAAUGCAUGUGUCACUUCCAUUCCACACAUCUGCAGAAGCAUUAGGUAAAGCCAGAGGCAUUCUUGCAAUGAGGCAAGGUGAGGUGGCUGCUUCAGGUGGCAGAUUUUUGGGCAGCGUUGAGGGUUGUACAGUGGGAGGCAGACAGAUUUGAGCUUAUAGUGUAUAAUCCAACAGGUAGAACUCCACACAAGGGUAUCACUUCAGGAGAACUUCCCUGUGGAAUGUGUCCCAUGUUAAUUUAUAGUGAGGGAGGAAGUACCUUUGAAUUUUUCUGUAUUAGACACCAAAACGUCUUGCAACUGUCUAGGUGAAAACUAAGGCUAGUUCUCAUGUUACAGUGCAAAGCAUGCUAGGCUGCCUCGGUUUUUUAAAACCAUUUUUAGGCCAGGUUCUUACUCAGAACUGCAUCUGGGUUGUUCCAUUUUAGACUUCAGUUACAUGUAGGACUUACAUGAUUGAAUGCCCCUCUGUCUAAAACUGCACAUAGAAAACUAGCACAUAAUAACAUUUUUCCUUACAUGCCAGUUUCCUUGUGCAGAGAUUUUUUAAAAUUUUGUUUGAAGAAAUGCUUGGUUAUAAAUGUUCUCACUUGCAGCCUGAUGUAGGUGCAGCUUAGGCGCUGGUUUACUACCUCAGUAAGAACCUGGGUCUGAGUGUGUUAACAACAGCAAAAAAGCGUGGAAUCACAUUCAUACAUGGAACUGCUGCCUCACUUCGCUUCUGCCAGUUCCCAUGUGCUGUCUAUAACCCCUCACCAACUAAGUAGUCAGUGGUUUCUGCUCUCUGAACGGCAUUAAUAAUAAUCAACCCAGCAGGAACUGUAUAAAGUUUCAGAUAACCUUUACCAUGCAUAUCAAGAAUGUCCUGGAAAGUGUGCAUAUUAAAACAGGUUAACUUGUUAUUAAUUGGCACCCUUGUGCCUUGUCUGUAAUGUGUGAACUAGCUGUAACUGGCAUUGACCUCUUCUGGAUCCUGAAAUGUACAGGUUGGAAACAACAAGCACAGAAAAGCAAGCCUCAAAUUAUUGAGGGAGGCAGUUCCUUCUGUGUGUGUUCAAGGGAUCAUUUCAUCCUCAGAACAACCCUCUGAAGGUAGAGGCCAGUACUUGCCCAAGGCCAUCCAGUGAGUAGGGGUUAAUUUGGACUUCUCAAGUGGAAAUCCAACAAUCAUAGAUUCUUAAGAUUUGGAAACGACCCCAAGGGUCAUCUAGUUCAGCCCCCUGCAAUGCAGGAAUCUCAGCUGAAGCAUCCAUGACAGAUGGCCAUCCAACCUCUGCUUAAAACCCUCCAAGGAAGGAGAGUCCACCACCUCUUGUGGGAGUCUGUUCCAAACAGCUCUUACUGUCAUAAAGUUUUUUCCAAAUGUUAGUCACAAUCUCCUUUCUUGUAACUUGAAGCCAUUGCCUCAAGUCCUACCCACAAAAGCACGAGAAAACAAGCAUGCUCUCUCUUCCAUAUGACAGCCCUUAAGAUAUUGGGAAAUGGCUAUCAUAUCUCCUCUCAGUUUCCUCUUGCCCAGCCUAAACAUACCCAACUCCCUCAACCAUUCCUCAUAAGGCUUUGUUUCCAGACUGCACGUUCCAGUUUGUCAACAUCGUUCUUAAAUUAUGGUGCCCAGAAUUGGACACAGUAUUCCAGGUGUGGUCUGACCAAGGCAGAAUAGAGUGGUACUAUUACUUCCCUUGAUUUGGACACUAUACUUCUGUUGAUGCAGCCUAGAAUAGCAUUAGCUUUUUUUGCUGCUGCAUCACACUGUUGCCUCAUGUUAAGCUUGUGGUGCAGUAAGACCUCUAGAUCCUUUUUGCAUGCACUGCUAGUAAGUCCAUCCUAUAUUUGUGCAUCUGGUUCUUCCUGCCUAAGUGCAGAACCUUACAUUUGUCCCUAAUGAAAUUCAUUUUGUUAGCUUGCGCCCAGUUCUCCAGUCUGUUAAGGUCAUUUUGAAUUCUGAUUGUGCCUUCUGCAGCACUAGCUACCCCUCCCAGUUUGGUGUUAUCUGCAAAUUUGAAUUUGCAGAUUUCAGUUCCUUAUCCAAGUCAUUUAUAAGGACGUUGAACAACAACCAGCUCAGGACAGAACGCUAUGGCACCCCACUUGUCACUUUUUUUCAGGAUGACAACAGUAUUACUGUUGCUUUGGCUCCCUUUGCUAGAAGAAUGUUUUCUCAUCCAACUAGGGAGAAUAAUGUGGUGACAUAGAGAUGGACAAAGGUACACACAUACAACAUGUUUCUGAAGGCACAUGAAGCUACCACCUUCUUGAAGCUAAGCGGAUCUUAGGUCUGGUCAGUGGCUGGAUGAGUGACCACCUGGGAAUUACAUCUAUGCCCUUUUGGCUUCCAUGGUGGAAGAAAGGUGGAGUAUAAAUGUAAGAAGAUAAUCAAUCCAUAUCGGAUGAGCUAGGAAGAACUGAUAAUAUUUGUUGUCGCCUGUCAGUAGGAUUGCAGGGAAGUGUGUCAGGGCCUGGAUGCUGUGCUUAUUUUGAGAUGGGGCUCACACCAAGCACUGUGAGAGCUGCUAGUCUGGUGGAUGAUAGUGUAAACUGGGAAGUCCAAAUCUCACCUCAGCUACUAUAAUUAGUUAUUAAAUUCAUAUACCACCCUUCAUCCAUCGAUCUCAGGGUGGUUCACAAUAUAAAAAUAUAAGAUAAAAACACAAAAUACACAAUAAAACAAAACACAGACACACAAACACAUUACUGAGAUUAUAUACACGAAGUUAUUUGAGCAUGCAGAAAAAGCAGUAUUUUAAAACUAUGGUCCCAAUCUAUUUAAAACUAGUUGCCCUUAUUGAAAUUGAACCACAACUAACUUGACCCAUUUAUUUCCAUGGGGCUUGCAAGUAACUAGUGAAUUUAAUCAUGGUCUAAGUAUUAAGAGCUAGAGCAAUUGCGUAUGCUGGGAAGACUAGUCCAAAUCUCAUUUUAGCUGUAAAUUUGCUAGAUGGCCUUAGGCAAGUCAUAACCUCUCAACCUUAGCCCUCUAUCUGGUAUAUGGGGAUAAUAAUUUGACCCUGCAAGGUUGUUGUAAGAAUUGCUGAGAAUAUGUAAGGGAUUACUUUAAACAUCCAUCUGAAUGUUUAUAUAAAUACUACAUUAAGAUGAGGUAUAAAUAAAAUUGUAAUUAUUUUCUUGGUUCUCAAAUUUUAUUGCAAAGCAAGACUGGCACUAAUAUUACCACGUUAGAUAGUGUUCAUUUGGCUUCUGGGUUGUUUUAAAAUUGUUGUUAGGUUAUACCUUUCUGCCAAGAGUCUGAUCUAAUAGGGUAAGGGGGUACUUUCCUGGUCACCUUGUGGCUGGUUUGUCAGUCUGUGCUGACUUCUUCCCAUGGUGGAGCAAUGAGUCCUGCAUAUCAGUCUGCCAUUAUUGUAAAUUGCCCGUUGCAUAUGUAAAAUGUAUUGUAAAGAGUUGCACUCAAUGUGUGAAAGCUAGCAAUAGGUACUUACAGGACUGAUUUGCUGUGAUCAGAUUCAAUCCAUGCAGUGUGAAAAUGGUUGCACUGUUUGAAUUAAGACUUAGAGAUGAACUCUUGUGCAUGGGUCCUUGAGCCUGAGCUAUCAGAAGACUCAAGAGAAGUGGCAAUGGUAUUGCCUCAAAACAGUGUUGCAUAGUGACACACAUUAAUUGAUAAAACCCCAGCAUUCUUCCCUCAACUUUCCAUCCCCGAGCCUUAUUUCUUUCAAGUAUUUUCUCAACCACAAACUUCUGCUGUGGGAGCAGAUCUCUGUAGAGACCAAGAACAUGGAGGAUGGUUGGGUGUCGUUUUUUCUGUUGAGUACCUGUUGCCCUUUGUCACUAGCUAUGGAGCAAAGGAAAGCAUGGACCAUGUUUUUUCAGGGGUGUGUGUGAGAGAGAGAGUGUGUACUGUAUGUACAUCAACUGAGCUGUGCCUGAAUUGAAAGCACUAAUAAAAACAUCCUGACCACA
Podarcis lilfordi (Lilford's wall lizard) is the source of this 48643-nucleotide messenger RNA. Lineage: Eukaryota; Metazoa; Chordata; Lepidosauria; Squamata; Lacertidae. The record is from the annotation of a GenBank genome assembly.